GGCGCAUGCUCGGCGAUGUACCUUACGUGACUGUCCCUCUCCGCCGCGCGCCCUUGCCGUUUGUCCGCUCUCGAGGGAGGGAGGGAGGGAGGGAGGGGUAUCGGCCGCGCGCCCAAUGUUGGAGCCUAACGCACGCGCACGCGCGCUCCUUCCCCCUCUCCCUCUGGAUACGGGAGCCUAGCACGCGCGCUGUUGUUAUUGGUGCUGCCGACUGACUGGCUGGCUGCUGGCUGGCUGGGCUGGCGGCGGCGGCGGCUGUUGGUUGGGGCUGGCGGGGUGGGGGGAGGAGGCGGCGAGGGAGGAGGAGGAGGAGAGCAGGGCGGCUCAGUCAGUCAAGUCAGUCAGCCAGCCAGCCAGCCGGGCGAGAGAGUGAGCGAGCGAGCGAGUUCUUUAAAGAUGGCCGGGGCGGCGGCGGCUACGGCGACAACGGCAGCAGCAACAACAACAACGGCGGCGACGACCCCCGUGUACUGCGUGUGCCGGGAGCCUUACGAUGUGAGCCGCUUCAUGAUCGAGUGCGACAUAUGCAAGGACUGGUUCCAUGGCAGGUAAAACACGCGAGGGGGCAGCGAGGAGGAGGGGGGCCGGGUCUCCUCACGGGUCUCCUCGCGGGAAAACAACAACAAAACAGUGAACUGUGUGAGGGGGGGGGUCCAUUAUUCAGAGGAGGGGGGGAAAUACGCUGAGGGCCGUGAGGGAAGGGGGUGGCCGGGGGGCGAAACAAACAGAAGGACAAUGAGGCGGGGAGAGAGAGAGGCGGUGUGCGCGUCGCGAUGCGUGUCUGCGGGAGAGCUGUGUGAACGGGGCUUUUCGGCGUACCAGGAAGCGGCGUCGGGCAGCCGCCGGCGCUCCUCGGUUCCCUUCUCUCUCUCCCCCCACCCCCUUCUCCAAACAGUGUUAUAUAAGGGACUCCUUGGCCGAGCUUGAGGGGCUCUUCUGAGGAGUUUGGCGGGACGAGAGAUGCCCGGAAAGUUGAGUUGCUUUUAUUAUUAUUCGCAUUGUUCGAAGCGCGUCGCGGCUGAGGUGCCUUUUUGUGUGUGUGCGCGUCUUUUUAUGCGUGUUCAUCUCGCCGUCCCGUCCGCUUCCUGGGCUCGUGCUUCCCCCGGCCAGAGAGUUGCGUGCGCCUCGCGGACGCUUUUCUGACGUUGCGCUCGCGUGUGUGUCCGGGUUGGUGUUUCACCCCUUCCUUCUUUUUCCCUUUGCGCAGGGAGGUUGGGUCAGUUAUGUUGGGAAAGUGCGAGCUCCGAAGAGGAGGCCACGCCGGCGCCGCGGCACUAGCUGCAGCCUCCCCUCGGCUGCGAAGGGAGGAGGUGGGGUGGCUGGGUGGGUAUCCAUGGGCAUUUAAACAAAGGAGCAAGUUUCGGGGCUGCCGCGGCGGCGCGAGUGGCUCUCUUUCGGCCGCCCUUUGAUCUCCCAGCUGGCCGGAGGCUGGAUGGCGGCUGAAGUUCGGAGGAAGGGGCAUCGAUCUGGGGGAAUAUUUGUCCGAGCUGCUGCUGCUGCUGCUGCGGCUGCGGAGGGGAAGUGCGCUUUGAUUGACAACAGGACAUUUAAAUACCCCCCAUUUAACAAAAACAGAGUCACGAUGGAGCUGGCGAGACAGCCUCAUCUCCCUCUGCUGGCUUCCGAAGGGAAGCUAAUUUAAAGGGACAUGGUUCAUGCUUCAGAUCGUGCCCGGAUCAGAGAGACAUAUACUCCCUCUCUGGUUUGUUUGGGUUUUUUUAAUCUCUCUUGUUUUAAAGGAGACAGAUAACACAGAGAGAAGGUCUGUAACUGUCCUCGAGGGUCGAGCCGCACGCGCGGUGAUUAUUGCGAAUACAUUGUUCACAUUUAGAAGCUAGGCUGGCUCGCCGUCUACAAAGUGCACCUGCCUGCCAUUGCAGGUGCACAUGUGGUUCUGUAUUCGUCUCUGAAUAGAUUCCGUGUGUUCCGUGACAGUGGGGCUAUUAUAGAUUUAAGUGUUUUACGGAGGAGCCUGACAAUCUCCUGGUGCAUUGCUGCAGAUGUAAGCAUCGGUGUUUUAAUUCAGAAAACUGCAAAACCAAAAAAGGAAAUAAGCUUCUAUUGUUGCUAAAUUUCUGUGAGUAUAUUGAACAAAGCAUUUAUUUUUUUUCUGAAUUACUUCCAAAUUCCUAAGCCUACAGCAGUGAAAUAGUUAUGUAAUCAGUCUUUUGGUUGUGUUAAAGAGAACAUUGCUGGAAUAGUCUGUAGAAGUCCUAUUAAACAGUAGGAGAAUUUGAACUGAUAUUUGAAGUUGUGAUUUAAAAAAAACCCCUUUGAAAUCUGUUCCAAAAUAUUGAUCCAUGCUUUUAAAAGUUAGGUGAGCUUAAAGUGGCAAGAAGGCAGGGGAAUGGGUUGGGCAGUAGCAAACUAAUGCAUUAGGACAGAAAAAAUGGGUUUGAUAAGGUGGAUGUAGAAGUGUACUGUAUGGUAGCAUUUUAAUUUCUUUUAUUUAUAAGUGUGCAACCAGCUAAAAGUUAUUCCUAAGAAAAUGCUUUCUUGUGGAAAAGAGGGAAAACAAAGAUCUAGUCUCUAAUGUUUAUCUAGGUAAGUCCCAUUGAACUCUGUGACUUACUUCUGAGUAGGUAUUCAUAGGAUUGUGCUGUCAAAUAAUUUUGCUUCUGCACACGGCUUGGCUCCUGAAAUCCAAAUUACUUGGCAACUGAACUAUAAACAGAUUUGCUAUUGCUAUAGCGCCCGGCAGUAUCCCACAAGGAAGAUAAUAAACAAAACAUCACAAUUUUGCUAAAUACAGACUGUCAUAGAUACAUUAUUGCUGGCUGUUUGAUCCUUUUCCUGAUAAUUUAUCUUAAUUUUUAAAAUAACCCCCUGAAUUGUCACUUCUGCAGUGCAAUACUUUAAAGUUUACUCUGAAGUAACUCCAGUUGGGGCUUAUUUACAAGAGUGUUUAGCAUUGUGGCCUGUUUCUGGCCUCAAGAACUGUCUCCUAAUUUACAGUUCAGAAAAUGUUAGUCUAUGUGUAGUUGAAUUAUAUGUUCAGUUGCUAUUUUCUUAAUACUUUUUUUCUAAUUUGAAAGGAGCUGGAGUAUUUCAUUUUGCUUUGGAUGUUAGGGUUCAAAUGUUUUGUACUUGAGAGAGCUGGACACCUUUCUUAUGUUGUUGGAUCAGUGAAUAUGUUUUAAAGCAUUGGCUCUAGUGGUUCUUACAAGAUCCUGGACUGUUUUGAAUCUUUUAUGUGAGUUGUCCACUUGCAUGGACCCUUUGUUUUCUGUCUUUUAUAAUGCAAUACAUCCAAUAGAGAUCAGAAGGCAUCUUACAAUCCUUAGCCUUUCUUAGGAGCUUCCUGUGAGUGGAAUUUUAAAUUCUUCUUGAAAUCAUAUGUACUGUAUUCUUUAGAAUACCACUUUGCAUGUAUGGAAUUUACAUUAGGUUUGGCGCUUUCACAUGAUUUCUUUUAAAAUCUGAGGUUUGAUUUCUACUUGUAGCCAUGCCCUAUAGCAGGGACGGUUAACUCCUGAGACUGCAAUCUACUCACAGAAUAAACUGGCAGGUUGGCAGUUCAGAUCGAAGCUGUUGAGUGAGCUUUUUUUAGGGAGGAAAGUGCCUUUUUUUAGGGGUUCAGGUCAAAGUUGUUGACUGGGGGGGAGGAAUGUCCCUUUUUUAGGGGUUCAUGGCAAAGUUGUUGAGCUAUUUUAGGGAGAAAGGGGGAAAGUCGCUCACCAUAAGAUUGCUAAGGAAACAAUCAACAUCACUAUUAUAACUCAGUCUGUCAUUCUGGAGAUCGUGCAACAAUGGAGGGUGGGCCGAGGGGGCAGGGCCGGAUUUUACCACCACUAAGGAAAGGGAGCCAAAAACCUCCCGGGGAUAUGCCAGUAGAUAGCGAUCAACCUGUUGGACAUCCCUGCCCUAUAGAAUUUUAGCUGGUUGCACAAACCAGAUGAAUUGUCACUGAGUGACUUGUCCUAUAGUUAGUUCUUUAAAGAGUUAACUGUAGUCAUCUCCAGUUCCUGAAUCUAAAUCUGUUUUUAAACUUUAACACGUUAAUUAUCUCUUUGAAUGCCAGGUUAAGGGCAGUACCUUUUAUAUAACUUGGCUAUACAGUGGUACCUCAGGUUAAGUACUUAAUUCGUUCCGGAGGUCCGUUCUUAACCUGAAACUGUUCUUAACCUGAAGCACCACUUUAGCUAAUGGGGCCUCCCGCUGCCGCUGCGCCGCCAGAGCACAAUUUCUGUUCUCAUCCUGAAGCAAAGUUCUUAACCUGAAGCACUAUUUCUGGGUUAGCAGAGUCUGUAACCUGAAGCGUAUGUAACCCGAGGUACCACUGUAAUACUUUUGCCCCAUACAAUACUUUUUUUACAAGCCAGAGGAGAAUUAGACUUGUUUUAAAUGUGACACUGGUAAAUAACAAUAACUUAAAUAUGCACUAUUCUAUAUACCAGCUGGUGUAUAGAACGCGGGUGGCACUGUGGGUUAAACCACAGAGCCUAGGACUUGCUGAUCAGAAGGUCGGUGGUUCGAAUCCCAGCGACGGGGUGAGCUCCCGUUGCUCAGUCCCUGCUCCUGCUCCUAGCAGUUUGAAAGCAUGUCAAAGUCCAAGUAGAUAAAUAGGUACCGCUCCGGCGGGAAGGUAAACGGUGUUUCCAUGCGCUGCUCUGGUUCGCCAGAAGCGGCUUAGUCAUGCUAGCCACAUGACCUGGAAGCUGUAUAUCUCGGCCAAUAAAGCGAGAUGAGCGCCGCAACCCCAGAGUCGGUCACAACUUUACCUAAUGGUCAAGGGUCCCUUUACCUUUACCUUAUAUACCAGCUGUUUCAUUUAAGCCAAAUUACCUUCUUGCAUUUGCUGCACUAUAAUGGCUAGAACAGAGUCGGUCAUGACUGGACCUAAUGGUCAGGGGUCCCUUUACCUUUACCUUAAUGGCUAGAACCUGUGGCUCAAGCGGAUACCAUAGCAGCAUGCUAAAGGGAAUGCUGUGGUCAUAGUCUGUCUUGAUUUCAGUAAGGUUUCUGACAAAGUCUGACAGUAUUCUUGCAGAGAAGCUGGUAAAAUUUGGGCUGGAUCAGGUAACUGCUUGAGUGACCAAACACAUAAAGUGCUCACUGGUGGUUCCUCAUCAUCCUGGAGAAAAAUGACAAGUGUGGUUCCACAGGGUUCUGUCAUGGGCCCUUUUUUCAACAGUUUUAUAAACGACUUGGAUGCAAGAAUUGAGGGGAUGCUCAUAAAAUUUGCAGAUGGCACCAAGUUGGGAGGAGUACCUAAUGCUGCAGAAGACAGAAUUAGGAUCAAGAUGACCAUAACAGAUUGGAGAACUGGGCCCAAGCUUACAAAAUGAAUUUCAGUAGGGACAAAUAAAAGGUUCUGCACUUAAGCAGGAAGAACCAGCUGCACAAAUAUAGGGUGUGGGAUCACUUGGCUUGCCAGUAGUUUGUAGGGAUCUGACCAGGAUUUAAUGAGGAUGAGCAGGGGUUAAAUCCUGAUGCUUUGGCCAGCAAGAGAAGUGGCACAUGUGGCUAAACUGAGCAGGAUUUAACUACCGCAUGAGCCAAUAUUGCUUUGUUUAGCUGCUGGGAACAGGCACACAGGUCAGUGCAGAAUUAAAUCCCAACCUUCCCAUUGGCCAACAACUGACAUCAUCAGCCCAUCAGAGUGAUAUAAGCUGAUUGGUCAGUGGGCAUGUUUUUGGACUUUAUAGGCCAGACUGGACCCUCUAAAGGGCCAGUAUUGGCCCACAGACCACUAUAAGACAAACAGCAGGUUUUUCUCUCUCUAAUGGUCUAGUCCAGUGUUUUUCAACCUUUUUUGGGCAAAGGCACACUUGUUUCAUGAAAAAAAUCACGAGGCACUCCACCAUUAGAAAAUGUUAAAAAAUUUAACUCUGUGCCUAUAUUGACUAUAUAUAAAGUAAUUCUCUUGAAUAGGAAUCAAAUAAACACAAAGAAAGUAUUUUAUAAUUACUUUAUUAUGAAAUAGUAAGUAAACAGAAAUAUGAAAAAUUAUAAAAUACUUUAUUCAGUGCGCAACCUGGAAUAGGCAUGGCACAAGUGAUGGAAUAGGCAUGGCACAGAUGGUAUAGGCAUGAGGAGGAGGAGGACUGACAGGAGGACUCACUUACCGGGCUGCUGCUGCUGCACAGGGCUGGACUCACUCGUCUCUCUUCCGAGACCCGACCGUGACCGACUGGUUCCAGAUGACCUCCUCACCUCACGCUGCACCUGCGGCCUGGUCUGGAUCCGGAUGCGGUCUCUCUGCAGUGCCGACUCCCGCCGAGUCCUGGUCUCCGUCCGUCUCCUCCUGCUCCGGUCCUCCUGGUGACUCGAGUCGCGACGUCUUCUUCUCUCCGCUGCUGCGCACACUGUGCUCGGGCGGGAAGGAAGUCGGAAGAUGAUGUCCUACUGUGAUAGGUCCAGGCUGGAGUUUGGACCAAUCACAGCCCGGACAUCAGAAAAGUGGAGGGUGUCCCCCUGAGGAGCGCCAAUUGGCGCCCCUGCUGGCAGAGGGUGGGGUCAAUCCCCCCCAUACCCAGGACACAGUCCGGCGCCCGCCUAGUGGGCGAAAAUUUGAAUUAUUUUUUUUUAAUCUUUCGAAUUUUUCAAUUUUUCCCACAGCACACCAGGCAACAGUGGUUGAAAAACACUAGUCUAGUCACUGUCUUCUCAAUACUGUGACAGUUUUCGUUUUUCCCCUUUAAAUAAUUUUGAAAUUUUCCAUUUGUGUCAGAACACUGAUAAAAUCAUGUAGCAGUUACUGGUUUUGUUACUGGCAAGAAAAGAGAAAUAUGUUUCUUUCAUUCUUUAGCGUGGUCACAUUGGUUAUUCCCUACCCUGUACUGGCUAAGAGGCAGCACUGGUAAAAAUGACAGGCAGAGUCACUUGAUUAAUGAAAAGGCUCCGGCUGACUCUGGUCUGCAGGGCUUGUUUGUAGAUUGGUGGCUGCAAGGCUAAUUUAUGCAGUCUUGCUAUUUGGACCCAAUUUUGCAUGCCAGCUCUUUGGGAACAUGUGUCCAUGUAUAUCCAUUCACAUCUGCACAUGUGUACAGUCAACUGCUGCUCCAUGUAUAUCUAACUGCACAUGCGGUGGUAGAAAAAUACAUGCGUCUACACUGAGGACACUGAGCAGUUUUUCUAUCUCUCCUGGGUUCAUAUCUUCCAGUUGUGCAGUAGGUCAAUAGCAUAACAUUUUGGCUAACCCUAGUGCUUGAAACAGAUACUUGUAUUUACCUGCUUGUCUGGUAGGUCAGGUAAGUGACAAGGAAUUCCAUACUGAUGAAUGAGUGGCCCAGCAGAAAAGGAAUGACUCUCUCAACCUUUCUCCACCAAUCAACUUGGUUUUCGUUCUGGCCAUUGAGGAAGGGAAACACAUUCAUUCUCUGCUGGCCUGCUUGGUAAAAAGCAUUUUAAAAAACUAGUCACUAUUAGUAGUCCUCGGUUCUAUGCUGUCAUGGAAAAUAGGGUUCCACUCCUCUGUAAUGAAUGUGGAAAUACAGGCUACUAGCCUCUUAGCAGACUAGUAAAAAAAGUAGGCUAGUAAUUCUUGUAGGCCUAUUUACAAGGCGAUCAUGUCACUUUGUGACAGUUUUAUGUAAAAAGUUUCCAAGGAAUAAAUAAUUAAAUGCAGUUUCAUUAGCAAAGUGUUAUGUCGGUUAAGGAUUAAGCCUUAUCAGUUUUGCAACUACAUCAUUUGCAUAUUACUCUGAAGUAAGUUUCACUAAGUAUGAAGGUGUUUACUUCCAAGUAAGUGUGCUUAGUAUUGCAGCCUUAGAAGCUAAUUUUGAACAGUAUGGAUAUCCUAGGCCAGAUUCACAGAGAUAGAAGUGUAAUGACAGUUCCAUUUCUAAUUAUGUACAUUAGCAUUGUGUUGAUUGUCAUGUUGUUGAUUGUUGUCCAGUACAUCCACAUCAGUACUGGAAACAAUGUUUAAAUGUCAAGAGAAGGUAGCAAAUACUCUGAAUUUUUAAUAAACACUGGUUCUCUUUCUGCCAUAUUAAAACCAAGGUUACUUAUGUUCUGUAAAUAAAUAGGACUGAAUCCAGAGUAAAGGGUACCAAUGCAGUUUCAGUUUAAAUGUGCAAGUGCAGUAGAGCAAGUAAGGCAUAGUAUUUUAAAAGAUUACCUGGAAAUAAGUUACGGUCUUGUAGUCUUGGAUAAUAGAUCUGUGCUUGCAUAUUUGCAUUUCACAUUUGCCUUUAACUGAUGUGAGUUUCAGUUCUGUAUCUUGCCAAGUGGGGGGAAAAUACUUGCCUUGUGUAUGUUAAGCAACAUGAAGUGGCUGUUACAUAAUUACAACUCUGGAUAGUUGAAUUGGUAGGGGGAGCUAUGUUUAUUAUUGAAACUUGCUAUAUUAUUAAAACAUGUGAGCAGUGUUUCUGUGGCAGUAAAGCAGGAUUAUUUUAAACUAUAAGGCACUCUUAAUUUCCAACCUUCCCAUCGUUUUAACGGUAUUUAAUGUAUUGUUUAAAAUAUGCUUAUGGAGUGUUAUAUUUGAGAAAUUCAGCUUUGGUUUUUGAUUGCAGAAAAUAUUUGAUAGUACUAAUGCAAAAGAAAAAAAUAUAGCCUAAAUGUUCAGCAUGAUACAGUGAGGGGGGAAAGUAUUUGAUCCCCUGCUAAAUUUGCCCAUUUGCCCUCUGACAAAGAAAUGACCAGUCCAUAAUUUUAAUGGUAGGUUUAUUAUAGCUGUGAGAGACAGAAUAACAACAGGAAAACCUCCAGAAACCCAGAAGACAAAAGUCAGAGAUUGAUGUGCAUUAUAAUGAGUGAAAUAGCUAUUUGAUACCCUGUAAACCAGCCAGAUGUCAGGCUACCUGGUAUCUUCACUGUAUGUAACGAGCUGAGAUUAGAAGCACCUGCUGUAAGGGAGAGGUCUUACCUGUAAUCCCAGCUUAUUACAGUACCUGUAUAAAAGACACCUGUCGACAGAAGCAAUCAAUCCAGCAGAUUCCAAAGUAGUCACCAUGACCAAGACCAAAGAGCUGUCCAAGGAUGUCAGGGGCAAGAUUGUAGACCUGCACAAGGCUGGACUGGGCUACAAGACUAUUGCCAAGCAGCUUGACAAUGACCCAAAACACACGGCCAAGGCAACAAAGGAGUGGCUUAAGAAGAAGCUCAUUAAGGUCUUGGAGUGGCCUAGCCUGCCUCCAGAUCUUUAUCCCAUCAAAAAUCUGUGGAGGGAGCUGAAGGUUUGAGUAGCUACACAUCAGCCUCAAAAUCUUACUGACUUGGAGAGGAUCUGCAAAGAGGAGUGGGACAAAAUACCUCUUGAGAUAUGUGCAAACCUGGUGGCAGCCUACAAGAAACAUCUGACCUGUGUAAUUGCCAACAAGGGUUUUGCUACCAAGUACUAAGUCAUCUUUUGCAAAGGAAUCAAAUACUUAUUUCGCUCAUUAUAAUGCACAUCAAUCUCUGACUUUAGUCUUCUGGGUUUCUGGGGGUUUCCCUGUUGUUAUUCUGUCUCUCACAACUACAAUAUACCUACCAUUAAAAUUAUGGAAUGGUCAUUUCUUCGUCAGAGGGCAAAUGGGCAAAUUUAGCAGGGGAUCAAGUACUUUCCCUCCUCACUGUAGCAUCUUGUAAAAGUGCUUUGUAGAGAGUGUUACAGAAAUAUAUAUUGGUAUAAAUAAAUCCCUGUGUAGCACUGAUUUGUUUAAUACAGUGCUUGUUUCAAAAGUGAAUUAGUUCUCCUCAAAUUCAUGUUGUCCAAAAAGGAGAUAGUUCGGUUAAAGUUCACACUUUUACAAACUGUCUUUUAAAUACCUAGCCAUGCACCUGCAUACCAUGAUUUUGGCACUAUAUAAAGAAGCCUCUGGUUUUCUCUUCCUUCUGCAUUGUCAUUCCCUCCUGGCCUCCAUGGUUUGUGGCAAAACAUAGGUUCCCCUUCCUUUCAAAUCAGCAAGCCAUGCUUUGGAGCAGGAAGUUGGAGAGAAAAAAUGCAGUAUGCAUGGGGGGAAGGGAGCCCAACUGUGGCUCAUUCUAUGAUGAUUUAUUUAGUGCAGGGGUCGUCAAGGUUUACCUCGCCUGGGCUGGUUCACUCCUGCGGAGAUCCGUCUGUGGGCUGGAUCGCACACAUGCAUGAGCGCACUGCGUCUGUGUCUGCGCAGACGCAAUUUCUGGCAACAUGGAAGUGAGUCCCUGCGCCACGUUGCACUGGUUUAGCGCAGUGUGCGGGGACUCGCCAAGUGGGUGGCUCGGUUUGGGGGCGGCUCGUGGGCUAGUUAAACGACCCUCAUGGGCCACUUGUGGCCCAUGGGCCUUAGGUUGCUGACCCCUGGUUUAGCACCAAACCAUGAUUUGGUAUUACAUUUUGAUGAAACCAGAAUGUGGAGGCAAGAGAUGCAGAUCUCCAAAUGAAUGAUCAUGGCCCAAUGCAGUAUCUUUGGCUCACAUUCGCUGUAUGUAGGAGAUAUAUAUUCCCUUUGUUAUGCAUUACAUUUCUCCUCUAGGGGACAAAUAUAAGCACAACUACUGCUGCAAAAUAAAAUUUCUUAGUGUAGCCUGCAGCAUCUCAUGUAACUCUUGAAAGUGUGCCUUCAUUUCUUGGCAAAACUAGAGCAGCUACAUCACUCUUCUGACAGUUUAGUACUGUCCAGGCUGAUUCUUGAGGUUGGUAGUGUUACAUCGUACAGGUGACCACCAUAGGUGUUGCGUGAUGUAGUUACAUACAGUGAAAUGUCAGCAGGACUAAAUCCUUGGUGGCAUGGUAUGACUGAGUGGCAUUUUCCAACCCUUCCCUUCUAUAUUCACAUAUAGCACAUUUUUUAUUAACAUGGUCUAGUGGCAGUCAUUCUUUUAUUGAAUUAUUUUUGUUGAAUUAACAUUGGAUCAUGAUAUGGAAGUGUUAGAAUCCUUUUUUGAGCAUUUGUGGUCAACAUAGCCUGGCAGAAAUCUGUUGUCUAAAUCUGGCAGCGUAUUGUGCAGUUUAGAUAAAAUCUUAUUUGGGGUAUGUGUGACUAGCAUGGAAAUUGUUUCCAAUUACCAAGUUAAGCAGACCCACAUGUAUACUCAAUUUUUUCAGAAACUUUAAUAUGCUGAAUGCAAAACUAUUGAAAAUGUAGUUAAGCAUUUUUAUAUAAAAUUGUUUUAAUUGUUAGAUCGGUUUAAGAUUUUACAGGAAAUGAUUAAUAAAUGGAAUGAAAAUAAAUAACGGUAGUGAAAACUAUGGUUUAAUUAGUAAAGUGUGUUGUAGUUGCAGAUAAACUGCCCAUGUGUGCGUGUUGAUGGCGGUCAUAGGAAAUGUAGAUGUGACAAAAGACAUUGAUCUCUUGCUCCCACCAUUUCCUAUAAUAAGCCCAAACGGUCAUGUAUCUCAAGUACCGUAUUUUUCGUCCCAUAGGACGCUCCAUCCCAUAGGACACACCUAGUUUUUUGGGGGGGAAAUAAAGGAAAUUUUUUUUCCCUUGAUUCCCCCUCCCAAAAAUCAGGUCGGGGAAACCGAACCAGGUCGAGGAACAGCGGGAUGGCGGCGCUGCGCCUCCUUGCUGUACCCCGAGCUUGUGGGGCUGGCCGAUGUCUGUCCAGCGCGUGGGGCGCUCUGCUUCAGGGCGCGCCGGGCGGCAGGCUGCUAUCCGCAGCUUGGGGAGUCCUGCGGGGAACUCCUAGGCUGCGGAUGUGUUCCCGAAGCGCCAAGCGCUCUGCUUUCAGCGCGCCCGGCGCUCCGGGAAGCAGGCUGCUAUCCGCAGCCUAGACAGCCCUGCGGGAACUCCCGCAGGGCUGCCUAAGCUGCAGAUGUGUUCCUGAAGCCUGGAGAGCGAGAGGGGUCGGUGCGCACCGACCCCCUCGCUCUCCAGGCUUCAGCGAAAGCCUGCAUUUGCCCCAUAGGACGCACCCAGAUUUCCCCUUCAUUUUUGGAGGGGGAAAAGUGCGUCCUAUAGGGCGAAAAAUACGGUAUCUCCUGCCAAGUAUUUAAAGCCCAGGAUGUCUACCUGGAAAAUGAGACAUACAUGAGCUACAGGCCACUCCCUCCAAGGAUUGGGGAGAGAGCUUUUAAAAACUGGGCUGUCAUUGCAGCUUUGUUCCUCCCACCAUGGGGGGGGGCAGGCCAGAUCUUCCUAUGCACUGCUCAGAGAAGCUGGCCACAAGCUCUGCUAACUUGCAACUAGACGGACAGCAUUAGUAAGUAGAAUAGAAGUAAUCAGAAUUUGGGAUCAUCGGGCUACUUUUGCUUUGAUUAUUUUUAUUGGAUCUUACAGAAGUUUCACAAUCAAACUAGUGGAGUCUUUGUGGGUUUUCCAGUCUCAGGAUUCAGGAAUCAUCAUAUGCCUAGAUCAUUUUGGGUUUUAUGGUACUAUUGGAGAUCUAAGACCAAAGAGUUGGUAAUGUUAGGAAUCUGCUCUAUUCUCAGGGAGGCGCUGAGGACUGGAGCACUGGCUUUACGUUCUGCAUAAAUUGCUAGGAAUUGGCUGGAGGUGCCAGGGUCUAGGAUCCCCAAGUCUCAUUGUUAAUUGGACAUACCUUGUUUUCUCUUUUUCUGGGGCUGUAAGUUACCUUCAGAAGUGGAUGGUGCCAGAAACUACUGGAUAGGAAUGCACUGCAGAGCUGUCAGAUGGGCAGUACUGAAAAGGCUUUUCUGAACCUCCUCCCUUAUCUACAGUAUUUACUGUGAACCCAAUUUUGUGGCACAAAGUCUGUUUAAGAGGCAGACAUUGCUGGAAUUUGCAGUAUUAGGACUUGCUCUCGAGUUCGAGGCUUAUCAGUUAUUUUACAGUUACUGCUUUAUUGCCAUGGCCUACAGGCCUCUGUUGAGAACUAGCUCUGCUUUAGACCAAAUGUAGUUUCCAGAGCACCUGGUGGGCGACCACAUGAAGGACUCAACUUGAAAGAGACCACUAGAAUCCAGAAAUCAGCACCCCCCUGCAAUAAUCAGUUUAACAGAUUUUAUAUUUGAUCUGCAUAGAAAACAUAGGUGUAAUGGAAAUCAUUUUAAUGUGUGGUUCCUUGUUGGUUUUCUAAUUUGCAGAGACUGCAAGCUAGGAAAUUACAACACACUAUUUAGACUUCACAGAGUUGGCUGGUAUCACUGAUUAUGUUAAAGUGUCUUCAUUUAUAAUUUCUAAUAUUUUCUGACUACUUAUAUUAUUGCCCUUAUUGUUACUUAAUAUGCCUCAUAGAAUCCUCUAAUCUAUGCAGCAGUAAUGAAAUGCGUUACAUAUAAAACAUGUCUUACAAUCCUAGGAUGUGUAUAUAUUUUUGACCAGCAUUUAGAUUAUAUUUCAAAUCAAAAUUUUGAAAAUAGUUUUUAAUAUAGAAAACUAGUAUGAAUAAUUACCAAUUGUUAUGUAGGUUAAAUCCGUUCAUAUUUAAAAUGUGAGGAUCUGUUGAAAAAUUGAGGAAAAUGCUGUCCUGGCCCCCCCCCCCCAAAAUAAAUCUUAAGUAUAAAGGACUUGAGCUUGUGAUAUACUUGGGCUAUGUUCAUGAGAUUAGUCAGCAUUAGACAUCUAGAAUACUUUUAGCUGCUCCCUACCAGAACUUUUGAUGAAAUGAAUGAAUAAGAAGUUUUAUUUGCUUUAUUUAUUGAUAAAUGACAAAUUCCAGUGUGAUAACCGAGUGAGGGUUUUUGUUUUGUUUUGUUUUUGCAGCAAAAACAAGUUAUUGUGGUAUUUUAAAGACUAAAAUAGAUUUAUUAUGGGUGUAAUUCUCAUGAUCAUUUGGCCCCAUUGCUACUUUUUAUUUUAUUUUGCACUACCACACAUGUGUGAAACUAAGGAGUUAAUGCUUCAUGCAUCAGAAGUGAGGCUAGUUCUCUAAAGCUCAUGCCCCAAUAUUUUUUUUACUUUUUAACGUGCCACAGCGCUCUUUUGGUUCUCUUUGAUAAACUAACAUUUAUAUAUACCAAGGCUCCAUUUGAGAGAGCUUUUACGCACUUGUAGCUGGAAUAUUAUAGUAACUUCUAGCUUAGAAUUCCCCGUCUGUGAAAAUACUGAUGUACAAAUUGAAAAUUAGAUUGCAUCAAAACUUUUUGCAUAGUAGUUUGAUAGAUUUAAUUAAAUUAAAUUAAAAUAUAAUUUAUCAUAGUAAUAUAUUUUAGGCACUGCUUGAUUUAAUCUGAAUGCCUCAAUGCUUACAUUUCAAGAGGUUAAAAUUUAUUGUAUUUGUCCUGGCUUUUAAAGUUUUUUAUUUUAUUUUAAAUCAGUCAGGCUGAGAAAAAUCUCUUUAUCACAGGCUGUAUGCCUACAAACGCAGUGAACCUCUGAAACUACAACCUGGCUUGAAGCAAGCCCUGUUACCUGGUAUGUUGCAUGGUUGCGGUAACUGUUCCAUGCUUACUGCUCCUUGCAUUGUCCUUAUGGUCAAAGUAGAUGUUUUGUAUCAGUGUUAGCACAGCUUGUGCAUCUCCCCAUCAGGGGACAUUAAACAGUGAGGUGAAACUGGAAACAUGAGGCAUAAGUCAGAAUAAAUUGAAACUGACUCAUUUGAGUACAUUAAUAUCAGUUAUGACUGCUGACAGCAAAAUAUGCCAAAUGAAUGUUUCAUUAUUUAGAAAAUUCGUGUCUUCAGGUCUGCCUCAUACUGGUACCAGUGGUUCUAAAUAGAUAGUGCUAGUUUUCCAGGUCAUGAAUGCUUUGAAUGGAAUUAAUAUUUAAUCUCCAUUAGUCUGGCAUUAAGUAAAGUAGGCCUUUAAAUUGGUGAUUCUUGCGGAAAAUGUUGAGUUCAUUCUUGUUCAGCCGGGUAUAAUGCUGAUGUUGCCACUAAAGCAAAAAGCUUCUACAUGAAAUCACUUCUACAUUAUUUUUAAAAGGCAACUAGAGUAAGAAAGUGUUAUGAAUUUUUAAUACAUUGUGGUAUAAAAUCUAUUUAUUUUCAUCUAAAGCUGUUGGGUGACAUACUGCAAGGAGGUUGCUAAGCUCACUUCAUAUACUUCAUUCUUUUUACAUGUUUUAUUCACUUUUAAGGCUGUAUAGAGAAGUGGGGAAUGGAAAGGAUGUCAUUCUGUGAACAAAAAAUAUAUAUCAAAGAUUGGGACUGCUUCUGGCCUAGGUUGGUCAUAAGCACAACACUUAAUUUAUAUACAGAACUGUAUUCUUCAGUUUAUUAAUGAAUGUUUAUGUAUUUCUGGUGAAGCACCUUGCUCUCUCCACCACUGUCAGGGGCUUAACCCUCUUUCCUCAUGGAAUCUGAACCUCUCAAGCAGGGGCAGGGAACCUGUGGUCCUCCAGAUUAUGCUGAAGUACAGCUUCCAUCAUCCCUGACCUCUGGUAAUGCUGGCUGGGGUUAAUGAGAGUUGGAGUGAAAUAAUGCACAGGUUUCCCACCCCUCCUAAAAGGUAGUAGAAAAUAUGCUGGUACAGUGGUACCUCAGGUUAAGUACUUAAUUCGUUCUGGAGGUCCGUUCUUAACCUGAAACUGUUCUUAACCUGAAGCACCACAUUAGCUAAUGGGGCCUCCCACUGCCGCCGUGCCACCGGAGCACAAUUUCUGUUCUCAUCCUGAAGCAAAGUUCUUCAGGUUAAGAAGCACUAUUUCUGGGUUAGCGGAGUCUGUAACCUGAAACGUAUGUAACCUGAAGCGUAUGUAACCUGAGGUACCACUGUAGUUGGGUUAGAGAGAGGGUUGUAUAAGGGAAGAAGGUGUAAAAAAGCAGUGUGGUGGAAGGAAAGUGAACAUACGUUGCUGGUUUUUGUUACUACAGUGGAACCUCGGAUGUUGAAUGUCUCUGUUGACGCAUGUUUUGGCUUUCAAAUGCUGAAAACCCAGAAGUAACUGCUUCGGUUUUCGAACGAUUUUUGGAAGCUGAAUGUGCCUCACGGCUUCCUUUUUGAGUUUCCCUAUUGUAUUGAGGCUUCCACUUUCAGCUUUCAAAUGUUUAGGAAGCCGAACGGUCUUCUGGAAUGGAUUACAUUCGAAAACCGAGGUUCCAUUGUAUAUACCAUACCUUUGACAGAGACAGAAAGUAAGUGCUCGUUAGUUGUUUUGUAAGUGUUGCUAACUAUAUUUCAUUCUUUCUGCUCUUGUGAAAUGAUCACAUCAACCCAUUUGUGGUGGUUUGCAGCAGAAAGUAGAAAGGAUGUAACUCCUGCAGUAGUGAGUUUCCAGGGAAAAGGUAGUAAGAGCACUUCUGUGAUUUUACUGGGAAGUAGUUUUAGUAAUUUCCAUACAACACCUCCUAAGCUGAAAAGAACUUGGAAUCCUCUCCAAGUGUAAUGAUUCCUUCCUUUCAUUGCCACCAACUGAUUAGCCAAUUGGUGUUCUGUUGUUGCCAAGCCAGGAAGAAGGCACUUUACCCUUUCCUUUUCUUCAGGCACAAGGCCUGCUUGUGGCAGUCGCCUGUGCUAUUUGGUACAGGGAGGAGGGUUUCUAUCUUGUGCUAGCCUUCCACUUUGAGAAGAGUAUACUUUAUCUAAAGGAGGAUAAACUGGGGAGGGUGGGCAGAGAGAAGUACUAAUGUGCUUAAUUUAUUUGGUUAAGAUAAUAUUGCCAAUUAGCAUAAGGAAAGCAUCCAAUAGUGUGUGAUAUGUCUUCAGUUAAUUGGCACUAUCCAGUCACACUAUUUGCUUCUUAGUUACAGAAGUCUGAAGCUUUUUUUUAACACACUCUCUCUCUCUCCCCCCCUCUCUCUCAAUAGUUCCUUCUGUUUUAAAACUUGGCUUAAUAUACUCUUGCUUUGACCUCUAGUAAUACUUACUGUCAACAUAAAAACAUAAAGAGCUAAGGAAGAAAGAAAGGCAAUGUUUGUUUGCAGUUUUACAAUCUAAUGGAAAAACAGCUUGCUAUGGAAUACAAUAUACCUGUUUAAUGGUGGUGUUCAGAUUUGUUGAAUAACAGGCUGCAUUUUCUGCAAUAUUAUCAAAUAAAACUUUGCCACAUGAUUCUGUUAUCUAGGCCUUAUGAUAAUUUACCUACCUCUCAAUUUAUGCCCUUACACUUUGAUAAGUGAAAGAUUUACGAGUUCUCUACAGUUUACUGACUAUAUAAUUAAAUUAUAGGCAUACAGGUCACUUGCAAUUUACAUCUGGUUCGCCAGAAGUGGCUUAGUUAUGCUGGCCACAUGACCCAGAAGCUGUCUGUGGACAAACGCCGGCUCCCUCGGCCUAUAGAGCGAGAUGAGCACGCAACCCCAGAGUCCUCCGCGACUGGACCUAACGGUCAGGUGUACCUUUACAUUGUGGGGAUGGUGUGUAUUCACAAAACCACAUAUAGUUGAGCCCCCCCCAAACAAUCCUUACCUUCUGGAGGUAGCAUGUGAUACAGGUCUUAACCCACAAGCAAGGUAGAAAAGGUUUUGACUCUCUGCCUUGCUUACUGGGUUCUGGGAGGCUCAAGAGGGAACAAGCUCAAGUUCUUUAUUUAGUAGAUGUAUACCUUGUCCACCAGACUUUAGCCCCGCCGAAAGUCUAGCAAUAACAUGCAGCACCACAUAGAAUAACAUGGUUUGCUCUGUUUCAUAAUUGGAUUUCAUCUGUCACUUGCCUGCAGCCAUUCCUUAAGGCUGCAGCAGAGAAGACAAGACAAAGGAUACAGGGUGCCUCCACUUGUGCAGCUGAGACAGCAACUUUUGGUGUUUCCUUUCCUUGAACUUUUGCACCCCAGCUGGUGAUGAGAAGAACUUGUAACUUGUCUUAUGGUUAUAUAUGUAACUUCUGAUAAUUUUCCUUAAAAGGUGCAGUUGCAACUUAAGAGUUCCUGAAGAUUUUUUUUCUUCUUCUUUUAGUUGUGUCAGAGUAGAAGAGCACCAUGCUGUUGACAUUGAUCUGUACCACUGUCCCAAUUGUGCAGUUCUUCAUGGACCCUCCUUGAGUAAGUAAUGAUUUAUAAGCAGUGAUGCAUGUUGUGGUUUUUUUUUUAAUAAUAAUUUAAACCUCACCUUUCAGUUCUUAAAAAGGCCCUUUUGGGGGCUUGCAUGUAUGAAAAACAGAUAUAAAAGCAAAGCCAUUAAUUACACAUGGCAGAAAGAAGCUUAGAAUAGGCCAAAUACCUGGUGAAAUAAAGAGAGUGCCCAAAAACUGUAAGAGGAGGCCAACUGAGGAGAGAGUUCCCUAAGGAGGAAGUUCCACAUCUUUAGGUGCCAUGGCCACCUAAAGAUUAUUCCCCAUGUCCCAUGUAACCGUACUUCUGAAGCUCAACAGGGCAUGGAACUAUGUGUAAGAUAACAUGUGCAGUUUUGUGUGGGUGGAGAUGGUACUGCAGAAAUCCUGGUAGCAAAUCAUUUAGGUCUUUUAUAUAUAACUACUGUAUAUAAGCAAACCAAAAGCCAGCACAGAUUAAACAAAACUGGAGUAAUAUCGUCGUACCUUGGAUCUCAAAUGCCUUGCAACUCGAACAUUUUGGCUCCCAAACACAGCAAACCCGGAAGUGAGUUUUGCGAACAUUCUUUGGAACUCGAACGUCUGACAUUGCUUUCACGGCUUCCAGUUGAGUGCAGGAAGCUCCUGCAGCCAAUCGGAAGCUGCGCCUUGGUUGUCGAACAUUUUUGGAAGUCGAAUGGACUUCCAGAAUGGAUUCUAUUUGACAACCAAGGUACAACUGUAUGCUAAAAAAAUAAAAAUAAUUUUCAGCCAUUCUGAUUGCAUUUUGCAUUGGGAGCAAUAUGAGUUCUUUUCAAGGGUAUUGUAGAAUGCAUUGCAGUCCAGAUAUAACAAAGGGAGGUGUGACAGUGGCCAUAUUUGUUUUAUUGAGAAAAGACUGCUGCCAUAGCAGCCUGACCUGUGCAAAUAAACUGCAUUACAUGGGUUAGCCAUGAUGCAGCAUUCCAUACGCACCAGUAUUCUUACACCUUUUAGCUCCAAACUGUGGUUUGCAACUAUGCUUAAGAAUUUUGCAAACUGUGAUUUGAGUUACCUGCAGUUUGUGAAAGUUGACAUAAUGCUGCAUCAUGGUCAGCUCUGAACAUGAAAGGGAAGUGGAGGAGUAUGUGAGCAUGUGGGGUCCUUCUGAUCUCCUUUGCUGGCAAAGCUGGUUUCUUGACUUGGAAACAUUCAUCAUAGAUCAUAGAAUCAUGGAGUUGGAAGGGACCACUUGGGUUCAACCCCCUGAAAUGCAGGCUUUUUUUGCUCAAGGUGGGGCUCGAACCCACGACACUGAGACGAAGUCUUGUGCUCUACCAACUCAACAUGUGUUUCUAUAGAAACAGAAGAAGCAUCUUUUUAGUCUGAUGUUCACAGAUUACAUAUAAUACAUUCUUAUUCUAAACAAAUAAUGAGUUUACUGUCCCCAGCAAUAGCUCACACAGGGAAACCCUUUCAUCAUCUGGUUCUAGAAUGCCAAGUGCACUCUUAAAAUGUGCAGUACUAGAUCAUGUUUUCUUUACUGUCUGUUCAGAAUGAGCUAUAGCUCUAAAUGGUGAGCUUUCAUUCAGGAGAGUUUUACUUACUAGAUCUUAGCAAUGCUAUCCAUUUCAGAAUUUCCCAAAGGUUUGGUGGUUUUUUGCUUUUUACACAUUCUGUAAAAUGUGUCUGAUCAGUAGCCCUCAGAAUACCAUCAUUUCCAGUAUGAAAUUAACUAUGCUAUUCCUUGCUGAAUCUUGAUUGGAGUAUCAGUUAAGCUCCCAGCCUCUUGGCCUGUUGCUCCAAAUCUUCCUGUUGAGCUUGGUGUCCCUUUCAAGGCCCUGAAAUAGGUUCCAGAAUGCUGGAGCCAUUUAGCAGAUGGCUGUUAAGAUUUGGUGCUCUCUAGCAUGCACAUAUAGGGCCUAUUGUGGUUGUUAGGAAACAGUCACACCCAGCAAAGAACAGAGGAUUCCUUUACCAUGCAAGAAGGCCAAGCAGACCAGUCAGCAGAUCACUGGACUUUCUAUGGCACUGUGUUAAAGGGUGAUUGCCAGGCCAAUCUGAUUGUACCUGAUGAAGGUACAGGGUGAAACACUCUGUUCAGGACUGAAAGUCCUGGCCUGCUUUGUGACUGUAUUGUGAUAAGAAAUAGAUCCAUCCUGAAUAAAUAGAUCAUCCUGAUUUCACAUAUCUUGAUCUGCCCAAAUAGCUGUAGUUGUGUAGUAUCCUAAGAAUCUUAAUUUAGUUUUUGUCACUAAUGGUAAAGCAAAAGAAUCUGUUAGCUGCUUUCAAAUAUCAUUGAGGAAUUGCAUUUGGAAAGCUGCAGGGAAGCUUCUAAGACAGGCAGAUGUGCUUAAGUCACCUUCUGGCCUUCCUUCUCAAUCUGGGAAAGUUGAGGAGUCGGGUGGGUGUGCCUAGGAGCCCCUCUCCAGUUUAAGCCUCAAAUAAUUCCCUUUGAGAGGUUAACAGUUGGAAGAUGAAACUGAAAUUAAUGCUUCAUGGACUUUUAUCUAUGAUUUAUUCCUGAAUAUUAUUUGAACCCCCAUUAAACAUUAAGCAAUGUUUAACAUUGCUUCUCAGGGUAGGUUACAAUGUUUAUCUGUUUGAAAAUGUGUUUUCUUAAGUGUCCUUUAGAAGGUGCAGUAUAAAAUUCAUAGCUCGGGCUAAUAAUUUUAGGAUAAUUGCUUAUAAUAUAUUAUACCACCUUGAACUUACAGAUAAAUGAGAUGUUUGCCUUUCUGAAAGUUAUUGCAAAGGUACACUGGACUCUAAUAGAUUUCUUGUUUUAAUCUUUUCAUAUGUGUGAUACUGUUGAAUUGCGAUUUUGUUUUUAUUUCUCUUAUUGAAGCUAACCUAAUAUUUGUUAGAAUAAGUAUUGAAAACUUUGACCACAGUAAUCUUUACCUUUAAAAAAAAUGCAAUUUAUAACUACUGGCAAGUAAUACUAGCCUGUUAAUCCACAUACCAAUUUGUUCUAUAGAGAAGUUCAGUUACAUCAGAGGCUUUGUCUUGUGUCUUUUGUAGUGCAGCUGCCCACCUUAAUAACUGUCAGAUAACAUUGGCUGCUUUCCAAAGUGGUCACUGAGCUUGAAGAAACAGGUGUGUACACAUGGAAAGAAUGAUAUGCAUCAUUCCGCACAGAAAUAUGCACACCCAAGGCACACACGAAACGACUGCCACAUGGAAGUCUCCCUUAAGUGGUUGCCUAUGGCAGCUGCCUUGCUACAGCAAGCUGUUUUCAUGUAUACUACAGGCUACUACAAAGCUCUUAAUAUUUGCUAUACAGAAAAUGUACCAAGUCUUUGUGAUGAGCUGCCACAUAAAAUGGUUUGGAGUAUGAAGCCAGUUUUCGUUUUUGUUUUUUUAAAAAGAGCCAUUGAAAGUGGUUUCUGUGUAUCGGCCAUCCUGUGUGCACUGAACCUUCUCUAGACUGUGAUCCAGGCAAAGCAUAAACUUUGUUGCCAGGCCCAUAUGACUUUGCAUCCCUUUUAAUCAUGAAGUAGGACACAAGCUGUUUGACUACUGUGCAGUUUGGCUUGUGGUGUAUGCCUCAAUUUCUGCGUGACAUGUUUUCCAACUUAAGUUUCAGAUUUCAUACUACUUCUGAGUAGUAAACUGCAACUUGCAGUUGUGUUGAGAGAGAUGGAUGACAGUCAAGCAUAUAUUGUAGUAAUGCCCUUCUGCUCCUUUGAUUAGUUGGAGUAAUACAAUCCAUUGGUUUUGAAACAAUGAAAGCUUAAUGAGUUCAGAAUGCCCAGAUGAAAUUACUAAUACUCUGUCAGCGGCUCAAUGUGGAGAAUUAAAUUUAUUUUUUUAUUUUAAAAAAACCCAUAAAGAACAGUAGCUUCAGUGGACACAAGAUUUCAUAAAUAACAAUUAGUAGUAAACUCUUUCAGAUGUUCAAAAUAAUACAUGCUUUGAAGCAUGUUCAUCUAGGCAUGGUUGGAACCCCCCCCCCAAUACCUUUCAGACCUUCCUACGCAACAUGGAAAGGUUGGGCUGGAGUGGUGUGCCUGUAGCAUGCUUCACACAUUAUUUUUGAAUGCUUGAAGUGUGCUGUCAUGGUUGACAGUUGGAAGGUGAAAGAUAGGAAUAAGAUACUAGGUGGAAUUCGAUGUUGCACUCUUCCAUUCGUUCCACCUGUGCAUGCAUUUCAACUUACCAAAUAGAACAACCCUCCUCUCCUCCCACAAUUUGCUAUUCUGAGGGUUCUUCUGACCUUCCACUUGAACCAAUUUUGGGGGGUUCAGAUGGAAGAGGAGGGAAAGCUCUCUUAUGCAAGUGGAAGCCCUUGCAUAGGUCUUCCAUUGACAGAGCUGGUUUAGUGAAUUCUGUCCCCUGAGUGUAAUGUUUGAAUUAAGAAUGGCUAGGGAAAUGAUAUAAAUUCUAAGUUUAGGGAUUUUAAUCAACAUCUUUCUUUUACGGAUAUAUCCACCACCUAAAAUAAUUAAAUCAGUAUACCUUUUUAGUGUGAGAGAGAAUUUAAAUAAGAAGCUUGCCCCAGAUGGAAAAUUGUGAACCCCAUAUAAACCAUGCUGAGAUCCUAGAGUAAAGAAGGGACUGCAAAUUGGCUACUCCUGCUCUACAAGCAUUUAUAACAAUGUGGUACUCUCCAGAUGUUGUUGGACUACAGCUCCCAUCAGCUCCAGGAAUGAUGAGAAUUGUAGUGCAAGGGCUACUUUGGUUCUCCCUUUUGAGAGUACAGUAUGGCCUGGUUCCAGGCAUGUUUUUCUGAAAUGGAGAACAAACCCUGAACAAGCACCUCUCUUCUAGCACUGCUCCCUUCAGUACUUUGUUUCUUGCUUGUAUUAAGCCAGAGUUUCUCUUCUGUCUCAACCAUGGCUUUAUGGCAGUUUACAGACCAGAAAUAUAAGCUAGGAGUCAUAAGCCAGAAAUGAUGCAGCAAGAGGGGGAGGGAAUACUCUGCCCAAUGUUUGUUCCUGUUACUAUUAAACUAUGGUUUAUGAAGCCUGGAACUAUUAUCCAGCUGUAACUUUAAGAAAAUGUUACGAAUUGUAAUAUUUGGCUCGUAAUAGAUUUUUCAUGCAGAUGAGUUCUAUUGCUUCAGUUCUGAGUGUAAAUGUAGUCUAGACUUUAUAUUAGUUUCUUUAAUGAUGCCAUCACCCAGCUCAUUUAUAAAUGGUUUUUUUGUUGUUUUUUCCAGUUCAGGGCAGAGGAUGAUUUAUUCACUAAUUAAUAGCAGGCAGCUUGUCAGAAACUGUCUGAGAUCCAGUUUGGUGAUGUGAUACUUGGACUUGGAGACCUGGGGUCAAAUCUUUGAUUAGUUGUGAAGCUUCUCUAGGGUUAAUCCACACUAUUUAAAGCAUAUGGCUUCCCCUAAAGGAUCUUGUGAACUGUAACUUGUUAAGAGUGCUGAGAACUGUAGCUUUUGGAGAAAGCAAGUACUUCAGUUGUAUGAUGUGCAUAUGUGACCUUGGACCCAACCAUGCAUGUUUAAGCAUAUCUUUCCUUAUGGGAUUUUUAAAAGAGAAAACUGGAUAGUUCUCUUAAAUGUCUUGAGGAAAGGGCCAGGUACAAAUGUGGUAGUUGCAAUUAAUUUUAGAAGAUAAUGUUUUAAUCCUUACUAUCUAGUGAAGAAGAGAAGGAACUGGCACAGACAUGACUAUACAGAAUUUGAUGAUGGUUCCAAGCCAGUACAAGCUGGAACAAGAACAUUUGUUAAACAGCUACGUGCUCGCUCUUUCCCAAGGUAAGAUAAGUUGCAUUAGAACAUAUAUAAGAGCAGGUGCAGAAAGUCUUGUCAUUUUUUCUAGCUCCUUCAAACAACAGUUUUGUCUUCAAGCCAUAAACUUUUAACACACUAAAAAUAAUGGGCAGCUGAAUGUCUUUUUGGCUAAGACAUCUAAUGGUGAUGGUGAUAUUAAUUACUAUUACUAUUAUUCAUACAAUUUGAAGUAUUUAUAAUUAAAAUUAUUAUUAUUACAUUUAUUUAUAUCCUACCCUUUUCUCUGAAGGGACUCAGUAUUUAUAACCUGCCCUUCAUUGAAUGCUUUCAAUCCCAGAAUGGGGAACAAUCAAAUAAAGUAAUAAAAAUAUGCAAAAAAGUAGUAUACAAGAAUUAUUUAGUUUUCAAAUGUUAAAAAGUAUUGUUGUUUUUUGUAGUGCUGAUGACAUCAUUUUGAAAAUGCAUGGCAGCCAGUUGACACAAAGAUACCUGGAGAAGCAUGGGUUUGAUGUUCCCAUUAUGGUUCCUAAAUUAGAUGGCCUAGGUCUCAGGCUUCCUCCCUCUACUUUCUCUGUUCUGGAUGUGGAACGAUACGUAGGUAUGGUCUGUUAUGAAGAACAGGGUAAAAACAUGUGCAGUAAUUAAAAUGGUAAUAAAACCACGUUUACUGUAAUUAGAAGUGGGGCUACCUAAACUGAUGUAUGCAGUCACUAAUGGAGUUUACCCUUUGUCACCCUUUGUGGUAUGCAGAAUACUAACAUGUCAACUCUUAGUCCGUGCAAUGCAAGCAACUUUGUGGACAAUUUGUGUGUAGCUUUAGGGCCCCUUCAAAUUAGAACAAAAAAGCGAAAGCAGCCUUUUGGAAGGAUGAAUAUUCACACCUGGAAGUUUAGACAUUACAUUUCUUUGCUUGCAUCUUUACUGUGAUAAGGUUUGAGAACAUUUAGUUUAAGUUGAGUUCUCUACACUUUACAAUUUCAAAGAUGAAAGCUUUUAAAUGUGUGAUCCAGCGUUGUGCAGGCAGGUUUCUCUUUGCUUCUGUCUUGCUUCCUUCAAAUUGUUCCAGAGGGAUUCCCUGUUGUCAGGAGCAGGUUUUGGGGGAUUCAGAUAGGAAAUGAGAGCCCCCUUGUGUUAUGAGGCCCAUUCUGCUCAUGCACAGACAGCAUUAGAUGACACCCUCUAUAUUUAGACUACUCAUCAGAUUUAGUGAGAUUACUCCAACAGUAAAAGUGUGAUAUCUACAUUGUCACUAUCUCUGGAAUUGUAGUUCCAGGUUGCUGGUAAGACUGAUCACUUUGUUGGGUAGUAAGGGAUAACCUUCAGGUUUCUAUGAAUUUCCUCAGUGCUGCACAGUUACUCAUUUUACCCUAAGAGAGCAUUACAAUAUAAUAAAAUAUUUCUUGUUCUAUAUAACUUAAUUGUUGCUUAUUUUUUAGAUCAUUAACUACUCCUUUUUAAGAACACUAGAAAUGUUAUAGAAAGUAAUAUUUUGCCAAAAUCCCUAGAUGUGACUUUCAGUGAUGUUUAUAGGUGAUCCUUGUUUAUGUAGAGACUUAAUGUUUUCUUUUUUACAGGUGGUGAUAAAGUGAUAGAUGUUAUUGAUGUGGCAAGACAAGCAGACAGUAAAAUGAAGCUCCAUAAUUAUGUUAAGUAUUUCACAAAUCCUGACAGACCAAAAGUAUUAAAUGUGAUCAGCCUUGAAUUUUCAGACACAAAGUGAGUAUAUGGUUUUUACACAUUUGUUUUGAAAUCCUAUAUCAGGAAGUGGAUUACAAUAUAAUUCCCUGGCUUCCUAAAGGCUUGCUCUAAUUAAGUAGAAAAAUCAGUCUUGGAGGCUGGCAUUUGACAAUAUGGAGAUUGGCAAAUGAAAGUAAAUAUAAUUGGCCUGCUUCUCAUGUCAUAUUCAACCAUACUUUACAAUUACAGUGGUACCUCUGGUUACAUACUCUUCAGGUUACAUACGCUUCAGGUUACAGACUCCACUAACCCAGAAAUAGUGCUUCAGGUUAAGAACUUUGCUUCAGGAUGAGAACAGAAAUCGUGCUCCAGUGGUGCAGCGGCAGCGGGAGGCCCCAUUAGCUAAUGUGGUGCUUCAGGUUAAGAACAGUUUCAGGUUAAGAAUAGACCUCUAGAACGAAUUAAGUACUUAACCCGAGGUACCACUGUAUGGUUGAAUGUAAACUAGCAGCAUAAAGGUCCAUCUUGCUUAAAAUUCCCCAGGGUCCUACUGCUUCUGCUAUGCUGCAGGUGAAGCAAGCCCAAGUCUGGCUUCUUGUGUCAUCCAAACCUGUAGGUUGGAGGAAAUGAGCAAUGGGUUUAGUUGACACAACAAGUAAGAUUUGGGCUUGUUUAAUCUGUGCAAUGGUAGCAGUGUAUUGGGAACUUCUUUUUUUUAAAAAAAAUAUUUAUUACUUUUAUACCUUACAAAAAGAAAAAGGAAAAAAGAAGAAAGACAAGAAGAAAAAAGGAAGAGGGAAAAAAAGCAAAAGAGAAAACAAUACAAUACAAUAUAUAAACAAUACAGAAUGCAACAUUAACAUUAACACAUUAACCAAACAAAAACAAAAACAAUUCAAAAAAACACACAUCGUAUCAUCUCAGUAUCCUCUCUUUCAUUCCCUUGUUUCAUCGACCUCCUCUCACCUCCCUUUUUGUAUUCCAUUUCUAUUAAUUGUUUCAGCAAAUCCUUUCCAUAUUUCUCUAUUUUCUGUCAUAUAAUUAUCUUAACAUAUUUUAACCUUAUUUUCCAUUAAUACUAUAAUACUUAUUUAUACUUAAUUACUUAAGAUAUUUCUACUAAAGCCAUAUAAUUCACUUCCAACAUUUUUCUAACACUCAUUAAUUUUACAUUAUUUCCAUAUAUAGGUUUUAAACUUUUUUCCAAUAUCCUUCCACCGUCUCUUCUCCCUGGUCUCGGGUUCUGCCAGUCAUUUCCGUCAAUUCCGAAUAGCCCAUCAACCUGGUGAUCUUCUGUCCGAGGCUCUUAACUCUUUUCCAGGUCCCUUCUGCAGGUCUUCUUCAUAUUUAUACAUGCACUUUACUUUGUCUUCUCCUGAUCUUGUUCUUAUUUUCCUUCCUUUGAUGCUGAAAAGUAGAUCUCCGGGAAUUCCCAUCUAGCAAUGUUUUUAUUCCUUCCCAACAAGUCAACCAAAUCUCCAUAAUUAAAACUGAAAUUCAAAAGAUAUUUCCAAUCGUGUUCCAAAGUUCCUCCGAGUCUGGCAGUCCCCACAACUCCAAUCUCCUUUUGACCCAAGUCCGGGUCCCAGAGGUCAAUCUCCAUUCCAAUUCCAAAUGGGGCUCCAAUCCUAGAAGUCUGACUUUCUCUAAAUUCAGUCUUGGAAAGCAUCAACUUGUAAUCAUCCAAUUGCAACUGAAAGGCUGGAGCUCUCUGCCUCACCACUUGUGCCACUUUAGGUUCCACAACGAGAACUUUCUCCCCCGCCUUCUCCUCGAUUUGCCAUGUCGAAAUAGAUCCCUGUAUCGAUUCCUGAGUAAUUUCUGUAUUAAUACUGACUUUUUGUGCCAAAUUAGUCACUUUUUGUUCCAAAUUAUCAAUUUUUAUAGUCCUCGCAUCCGUCUUCUUGAAAAGCUGUUCCAGUGAGUCGUUAAUCUUGCAAAAUGCAACCACUAAGGCUUCUUCUGUCAACAUUCUUAGCGAGUCAAGGUCAAAUCCAAUUUCUCACAGUUUUUAUCUUGCAGAUGGAAAAUUCCCCCAACUCAGCUCUUGUAACAAUUUCAGAGGCUUCCUCUAGGGGGAAACAGUUUCUAUUUGUAUCAGUCCUUUUAAGCACAGUUCAAACAAUAAAGUUAGUUUCAAUUUUCAGUUACUUUUACUCUUUUUUAAACGCAGAAGGAGACAAUGGAAACAAGAUAUUUCCCUACUUUAACUUACUGUCAACAGACAAUCUAUUCACAGUCAAUGAGCAUAUCCAAAACUUCAGUGCUUACUAGCAGCCCGUUUCCAGGUUCAGAGCAGUGGUAAUUUGACUUUCUUCACUCUGUCCUGCAGGCUUACACGAUCUUAAAUCUCCCCCCUCUUCUCCUGCUUCCAAGGGGGGUUUAGUGAUUUAACCGAUGGAAGUUUGAUCCUUUAUGAGAGACUUUCCAAGGCUUUAGUUUGCAGCCUCUUUGCUUCAAUCUAUUUACAAAAGGGGGAGGCGGACUUCCUGUUUGAAGCCUCCCUGUUUCGGUGCCAAAUUUAGACGUUUAAAAAUCCAAUUUUCCGUUCUACUCACGGGUUGUUGUUUUAAGAUCAAAUUGUCCACAGGAAAAAGUCAGCGCUCUCCUGCAACAGCAACGCGGCUUCACUCCGUGAAAAAAGCAGUCGAUUCAAAGCACCGCGCCACUCACCCCCACAUCGCUCCGGAUCCCCGAAACCGGGUUUCCCCGCGAGUAGGGGGGGCGCAAAAGGUGCCAGCCGAAUCCCACGUCCACAAGCCUCUUCCGCCUGUGGUUUUUGAUGGGUCUCCGCCUUCGCCGUGGCGGCCAGACCCUAAUUUCCACGGAGCGGAUUCCUCCCGAUCAGAGGAAUCCAGCCAUUGCUGGAGGCGCCUCCCCGGAAGUCCAGUGUAUUGGGAACUUUUGAACAGUGUACACUAGCAUGCACUCAUUCACAUUAAGCCACAGUUUGUUUUAUCUUGUGGUUUAAUGUGAUAUGUGAAGUAGGUCACAAUAAUUUGAUUAUGAUACCUUUGUCUAAAACCUAGCAGGAAUUACUCUAAAAUAACUUUGUUUGAAGGAAUGAAUGAGUACCAUUUGAUCUUUUAAAGGUAGCAUCCGAGAAUAUGCUAAAUAUUAAUUGGUUAUAUGAACCGCCACUGCCACUUUUGACUUCUGUAGAGCUACUGUACUUAAUUGGUGCAGAUAAAAAGUCAUAGACACUGGUUGUAUCUGUGUACCUUCACUAAAAUUCAUUCACUGUGUUCUUAUUUAUUAUUGUAUGUGUUUCUUCUUUUAAGGAUGUCUGAAUUAGUGGAAGUCCCUGAAAUCGCCAGAAAACUUUCUUGGGUUGAAAACUACUGGCCAGAUGAUUCAGUCUUUCCUAAGCCUUUUGUUCAGAAGUACUGCUUAAUGGGAGUUCAAGAUAGCUACACAGAUUUCCAUAUUGAUUUUGGGGGAACUUCUGUCUGGUAUCAUGUUCUCUGGGUAAGAAAACACUGCUGAUUUCUAAAUAUAGAAUGUACAGUAUUCAUAAUGGGUUUAAAAAUAAUAAUCUUGAAGGGUUCUUGCAUGGACCAGCCUGGUUCCACCAUAACACUAAACCAAACUACAGCUUAGCCCAAAUGAGGGAAUGUGAAAUGAGAUUGUGUCUGCUUUGCUCCUUCCCAGUCAUUUUGCUGCUUUCAUGCGCUAAGUUGUGGUUUGGCUUAAUGUUGUGUGCAAUAUUUCCAGUCAAAAGUGAGCUGUAACUAAGGUUUGUCCUGUGUCUUACAGUUUGUUUGGGAGAGCUAAACCAUGAGGCCAGGUUUGGACAACACACUAAGCCAAACCACAGUUUCAUACAGCACAAUGCAGCAGCACAAUGAUUGGGUAGGAGCUAAAUGGCUCAUGUUAUUAUUAAUUGAAUUUACAUAUUGCCCUAUACCUGAAGGUCUCAGGGUGGUUAUGAAUGACACUGUUGAAAUUGUCAGUUCAAUUAAGGUUUUAAGUUUAACCACACUGGGCAUUUUGUGACUAUUGGCCUGAGAGUUUUAAAAUUGUUAUUCUGAACACUAAUGGGUGUGAUAGCUGGAAAAGCUAAUAAAAACUGAUCUCUUCCAACUUCAUGCUAUUGAGUUGUCUGUUUUGCUAUGCCCAGAACAUUAUUUCUAGGCCUAUCAUGUUCAGUUGGGAAGGAACCUAAGCAUUUUCAUUCCUAUACCCCAUUCCCAACUUACCAAACCUGAUGCACUCAAAAUGAUGUUGGGCUGCAAUAGGGUUGAUUGGAGUUGCUGUCCAACAACAUCUCGGGGCCACCAGUUUGGGAAAGCCUGCUUGAUCCCAUAAUCUUCUACCUCUCCUUAAUUACUACUAUCACAGUUUUAUUGUGUAUCAGAGACAAAUUUAACCUCAUUCAAUAUUUUUUAUGUAUAGGGUGAAAAGAUAUUCUACUUGAUCAAACCUACUGAUGAAAAUUUGGCAAUCUACGAAUCUUGGAGUUCAUCUGUUACCCAGAGUGAAGUGUAUUUUGGAGAUAAAGUUGACAAGUGUUACAAGUGUGUAGUGAAGCAAGGACAUACUUUAUUUGUUCCCACAGGUAAAAUGCUUUCCUCAAGGAAUAAUCAUGCUCAUAUCUGUUGAGUUUGGUGGCUGGUGUUCAGAGGACUCUUUAAAAUUCAAUUUAAAAAAAUGUGCUAAUGUGUUUAGCAAUUAUGACCCAAUUUAGGAUAAGGAAGUUGAGAAAUUAUUAAAAGUUCCCACUCAGAGGCUGCCUGCUGUGUCUGAAAGAUUCGCUGUUCUGGACUUGUCUCCAUCCAGUCAGCCUCUGCUGGGUGCCUGAAUCUGAAUGGGUGUGGCUGAAACAUUGAAUCUCUCAUGACACAGUGGAACAACUUGUCCUUAGAAUUGUUAAGAGUGUCUGCAUGAAUCACUGCUCUGGGAUUUCUCCUUCAGGUGAGGAUGCCUGUUCAGAUCAUUGACUCACACAGACAUACAAGGUCUAGACUCCUCUGAGUGUGAGUAACUUCUUUUUCUCACACUCGAGUCUACUUUGAAUGUAAAAAUAAAGGGUUUCUAAGAUUUUUAACUAGGAAACUAAGUAUGCCUUAGCUAGUUCUAUUUGAAAAGCAACAUUUUAAAGCAAAAUAAUUUAAUGUGCAGUGUGUUACGGCAACGACUAUGUAACCCUAGUCAACAAAAUAAAAUAUAUCUCUGAUACUGGGAUUUAGCAAAUCCUUUGGGAGAGAGCAGUGUGAAAUAGUCACCAAGAAUAUCUCAUUAUGUCUUUUUCAAACUUGCCUUAUUGAUGCCAGUACCAUGAGGUCACUUAUGGUCAUGCUUGACUUGUGACAAUUCUUUUAGUAUGUAAGGUCACAUUUAUGAGGGAUUUAUAGGUUGCUACAACCACCACCUUGAAGUGUGCCUGAAAAACUGCCAAACACAGUGCAGAUCUUAUUACUGGUAAAAUGUCCUUCCUAAUGUGAAAGAGGGAACCACAUUCUUCAGCCAAGAGCUCAGCACAGAUGGUAUUGUAGAAGUCUAGUCAUGGUGUUAUGAGAACAUAAUGGACUCCAGGGCUCCAGAGAAAAAAAAUCCAGAGAAGCAAUGACCAUCCCUCCACUUCUGUGCUGUCUUUUAGAAUUUCUGACUGCAUUAACUGACCUAUUUUGAGCAUAUAUAUUGGAUAUUCUCUUCCAUGUACCACUUAAUGAUUACACAUGGGGUGGUUUUUAAAUAUUGUGCAAGAAACUAACACAAGAAAAAUAAUAAAUUGCAAUUAUAUGAGCUAAGGAGGUUUCUGAUACUAGGGUUAAACUCUUUAGACAGUGUUUCCAUUCAGUGUGCCAUAGACUUCCGUUUCAAGAUUGAAUUAGAUAAAAUAAACACUUUUGACUUUUAUCCUGGUACUUCAGUUUGUUCCCAGCUGGAGCUGGAAGAGGCUUGGAUUUUGGGAUUCUCCAUUUUCACACACUUUCUUCACCAAACUGCUACACUUAGACAGUUUAAUAGGAUGUGCAUGUCUUUCACCCAGUGUGAUUAGUGAUGCCAGUAUUGUUACAAAACAUUAUAUUGGAGGUCUUCAAAGUAUCAGUCCUAUCCUGUGUUUUGUUGUAGUCCAAAAUGUAGGGCAUGUGAAAUAUUUUGUAGCAGGGAUACUCAGGUUCUACUUACCUGUCAUUUCAGGCUGGAUUCAUGCUGUGCUCACUUCUCAGGACUGUAUGGCUUUUGGAGGAAACUUUUUGCACAACCUCAAUAUUGGCAUGCAGCUCAGGUUUGUAUUGGAGCUUUCUCUUUUUAUUAUGUAUCUUCUCCCAUAAGCUUGAAAAUAUUUUUGUCAUUCAGUUGAUACAUAAUUGAUUAAAUGAGAUUAAAUGGCACAAGACACUAAUAAAAGAGACAAUGCUGCUAUUUUGCCAGGGGUGGACUGAAUAUUACAAGAAUUAUUUCCAGAUAGAAAUGAAUAGUUUGUUCUGUUCCACUUGGCUUUGAAAUUAAACAAGAUAACAUGGAAGAUUACAUCAGAACAAACUGAAAUUUGGCAAGCAAAACUCAGGAACUGGAAAAUAAAUUCUAAUUCCUGCAUUACUUGAGAGUAAACUUUUUGUUCUAAGCAUACCAUAAUGGCAUAAAUUGCUUGAAUUCUGUCUGUUUAAAGUUGGGUUUAUAUAUUAGUAUUAUGAAGUCCAACGUCGCAGCUCAAUAUGCAACAGAGCUUCAAAAGAGAUAAGUCCAGAGCUUAGAAAAGUUCUGCCCAAUUUUGUCAAGUUUGAUCUUACUACUCUUGACUAUAAAUCUUGAUGUAUCUUGUUUGUCAUGGACUGCUUCAUUUUGCUGCACACCAUAUAAUUUAGGUGAACACAGUUAAGUGAUCAAUAUUCACACAAAAUAAUCCUUCUAAAUUGUUUAUUUAGGUGUUAUGAAAUGGAGAAAAGGCUAAAAACCCCAGAUCUUUUCAAAUUCCCUUUCUUUGAAGCCAUCUGUUGGUUUGUGGCCAAAAACUUACUGGAAACUUUGAAAGGUAACUCAUUUCAUGUUUUAAGAAGAACGUGAGGCUAGACUUUUUUCUAUCAUUUGCGGGAAGACCCAUGUCUAAUGUACACCAGUCAAACAAGACAUAAGUUACUCAUAGUUUAUAACUGGAAAAUGUAAAUGUAGCUACUUUGUUCAGUUUUGAUAUGACAGAAGCUUUAUGGAUUAAAAGCAUUUGUAGUAAACGAUACACAUAUGAUUCAUGUGCAGCGGAGUACAAAGGCUUUGACAAAGAAGGCAUAUGAACCUUUUUCUUUAGAAUGUCCUAUGUAUCUUUAAAUAUGUGUCAACUGCAGUUAUUUAUGUGGAAGUGAAAAUAUAUUUGUUUCAGAACCACAUUCAUGCACAGCCCUCUAAAGUUACAGUUGUCACCUCACUCAAAUUAUUAACUUGUACGCUGCUUCCCUUAGUCUCUAUUAGUCAGUACUCUAUGCACCUCCAUUUAGGUUCUCUGCCAGUCUCCCCCCAAAAUAGCUUUUUUCUUAGUAAUAAGACUCACAUUUAUAAAGUAAAUUUAGUUCAAAUAGCUGAACUGGGAACUAAUAGAAGUUCAAGAAACUGAGGAAAGCAACUGAAGCUGACAAGUAACUAGACUGUUAGCCAACUGCACAACAGGAGGCUGAACAUAAAGCUUAAAAAUUCCACCUCCAACCCCAAAACUGUUCUGAUAAUACGGUGUGGGAAGGAUAUGCUUUUGUGAGUAUGCACAUGUAUAAGAAAUGUCCAUGGCCACCACCUUAGCACUGAACCCAGGCAGCCAAGUCUUCUUUUUUAAUCUGAUUUAAAAAUCAUUUCACUUAGCCACCACCCUGUCAAGGGAGCUUCUACCCAAAGGAAUGCACCAUAGAGAGUUCACUCUAUAUUUCAAAGAUAACACUUACACUUGCUUCUAUGGCUCCAGAUACCUACACACACCAGUCUAGUGUCUAGGCAGCUACUCCCAGGUCCACUCUCUAUGGAGCAGUUGCAGCAACUGGCGAUCACUCUCCCCUCCACCAUUUUACAUACCUUCCCAUGAUAGGCUGCUUGCCCAUAGCCAGAGACCACACCUGCAUAGAAGCUUCCUCUGCUCUUUGCACUUCAUUCCUCUGCUGGUUCUGGGAGACUGUGGUGCAGGAGAGGGUGGGGAGGUACCCUACCCUUCACUUGCCUGGCCUGCCUCUUCCUCCAACUCUGAAACUUCCCCUUCCUCUGAUUCUUGUUUCCUGCCUGGUACAGGACCUUUGGGCAGACUGCUUUGAAUAUAUUUUUAUCUGUUGGGAGCAGUUUGUUUUUUAAAAAAAAUAAAAAUUCAGAUGCUGCUCAUUGGCCUUCCUUUGGAAGCUAAAGGGCUGCCCCUAAGUCUAAAGAAAGCUUAGUGAACAUGCACCUCAGUAGGUUUCUAGUUUUACUUCAUGCACUCCCCUGCUGAUAACAAAGUUUGGAAAGUUACUUUCUACUGAGGCUGAGACUGACUAAAGUUUGUAAGUGUUGAUGCUAUAAACCCACAGUUUACUCUUCAUUGUAGUUUUGAAUGCAUGAGUAACUUUUUACAGGUUUAAAGGUUGAGAGAGAUGUAAAUGUAAAUACUCAUUUGACAUUUUUAUUAAUCUAAUGUGCAGUGUUUGUCUUUAUUUCCAGAACUGAAAGAGGAUGGUUUUUACCCUCAAACUUUCUUAGUACAAGGAGUGAAAGCUUUACUUACUGCUUUAAAGUUAUGGAUGAAAAAAGAUGUAAGUUGAAAUGUGUAGUCAUAAUUUUAGUGGGUUUUCUUUCUUUAAAAGAAAAGCCUUUAAAAUGCAAUACAGCUUCAUAAAAAUUCUGUAUAUAAAUAUGCUGCUGAUUUGUAUUUGGGGAACUUAACUGCUUAUUUUCCUGUUUUACUUAACAGCUGGUAACAGAACAUGCCUUUGAAAUUCCAGACAAUAUAAGGCCUGGACAGCUAAUUAAAGAACUAUCUAAAGUGAUUCGUUCUGUAGAGGUAAGAAUAAAAUACAUUGAAUAUGAUUGCAAAAUUUGGAUAAUCACAUAUGAUUACUUUCAGCUUUUGGAGAUGCUCUCCUUUAGUUGUGCUCCUCUCUCUUCAAAAAUAACUGCUAGUUUGCUGAAAUAAUCACUUCCAAACUUUUAUUACUCAUGGUUGGCAAACUGUUUAGGUGCUUAUGAUUAUAAGAUACUUAUCAAGUAUAACCCACCCUAUGGUUCUGUCUUAGAAUUCAAAGUUUAAGUAAUCACAUUAUGGGGGAAUUAUAAAGGCAGUUUAGAGUGAAUAAUGAAAUUUGAAUUAAAUCUUUAGAUGGAGCAUAACAUUCUCUUUCUCUUACAUUUCAGUAGUGGACAGAGUCCCUUAGGGUGCUGUUGUGAUAGACAAUACAGGAAGAGGAUGGAAUAAUCUAGUUGAAAGUCUUAUACUGCUACUUGAAAGUGAAACCUUCUUUCACUUUAAAUUGUGUGGAAUUGUCAAUAUAGGCUGCUCUAAAUAACUUUCUUUUAUUUAAAGGAGGAGAACAGCAAACCAGUUAAAACUCAGGGAAUUAUUGGUGUGUGCCAAGUUUCGCGUUCAUCAAAUGAAUCCGCCUCCGCCCAUCAUUCCAGACGAAAAGCAAGGAAGCUACGGGACCAUGCCAUCAAAACUCCAUCUAAUUUGGACAUCUUGGAGCUCCACACAAGAGAAGUUCUCAAAAGACUAGAGAUGUCCCCGUGGGAAGAGGCAAGUACAGAAUUGCAUAUUGGAGCAAAGUAAAGCACAACUAGAACAUUUAAUGUGCAGGGCAGAUGGCAGACGUAAAAAUGGGAAGUUGUUGCAUUUUUAAAACAAAGACUGUGGGAGGUAUAAUCAUAUCUCUGGUUAAUGUUCAAUGAAAAUAUUCUCACUUUUCCACAUCAUUGAAUACCACUGGUUUGGUGAGGAAAUAGAGUUGUUGCACUAUUCAGGCACAUAUAUCUAUAUAUAUUGUGCUGGACACCACAGGUAGGGAGGAGCGACCUCAAAAUGCACUUUCCAUUUUGGGUGUAUGUGAAUAGAUGAAUUUUGAAUUAGCAAAUAUAGAUGUAGUGUGGCAAUAAACGUAUACAGUAUGGCUACAGUAAAAAAAUGUUAAGCCUGGAAUUAGACCUUUCAAAUACUUCUCCAUUUUACCCAAAAAGAUCCAGGACAGACCAUAUUUUGGAAGUUGCCUCUACAUACUCUCCUGUGAUCUAAAAAGUAUUUGGUACCGGAGCUGUUUUAAGAAGAAAAAUUAGAAGGGUUUUGCGGUAAUGGUGGUCUUUCCCACUGGUAUCACUUUUCCUUUAAAACAUCUCACCCAAAUCCCCAAUUACCUCCCAUUUCUGGAACCUUAAGUAUAUAAUUCUGCUUGUUCCCAGUGUAUAGUUUGUGGGAUGGGUUUUUAUAGGAGAGGAUAUAUUAAUUGCAAUUUAUCCCUCCAGGUGCCCACGUUUGUGGGUUAAACAGUGUUUUAAAAUCCUAUCCUGGCAGCAAAAUUAAAAGCAUAGGUGUUAGGUUGUAAAACCUUGUUUUGAACAAGUCCGGCUAUGAAGUAAGCAGGCUCCCCUUUCUUAACCCGCUUAAAAAAGAAUCAAGCAACAGACUGGAAAGUAAGCUUAAAAAUAUAAUUUACUUACUUGAUGAUCAUGCAUUGGUUCACAGCAAAAGCAGAAGUAAAAACUAUGCAGGCAAAAUACUUAAUAUUUACACUAUAACCAGCUUUAGGCAUGUGCUGAAGCUGGAGGAAGCAGAGGCAUGUCUGCAUCCAUUGCUGGUCAGAGAGAGAGAGGGAGGAAUUACUAAGUGUUCCUUCCUGUUCAGGAGAGAAGGGGAAAUGACAUCAUACAGAGUCCUCUCUACCAGUUAUAUUUCUAUGGUCUGAGUAUCUUCUUGUUAGCAAUACAGCUUUGUGGACUUAAUAAUAUAUGUGCUGAUACGUUGUAAAAAUUCAUCUGUAAUGGUGGUCUUGUGUCUUAAAUUAUUUCUCAGAGGAAGUACCAUCCGUCCAUACUUGCAAAGUAGAAUAGUUUAGACAUGUUAAUAGUGAAUAUGUGUACUAAGCACCAACAAUCCAGAGAAUGGGAGAGAAUUGAGUGUUGUGCAGGAGGAAGGAGUUGCUGCAACUUGGGCCAUGUGCGUGAAAGACAAUUGUACACAUGAAACAGACUUCUCUCUCUACCGUAAUGGCUAUUAAUAAUGCAGGAUUUCUUCGUUUGCUGGCUGUCAGUGUUUUAAGUGUGGCUUGGCAGUGCACCACAGCUGAUGUGGAUUACAAAGAGAAAUAGCUUAUUAAAGUACCAUUAACCGUAGGUGAAAUCUUUUGUCCCCUUGCUUUAGGACACGGCAAAUGGUAAACUGAAUGGAAGGUUUAACAAGCCUCUUCAGCCAUCUUCUACUGUUCCUGAAUGGAGAACGAAGGACAAUGAUUUACGGCUUUUGCUGUCAAAUGGAAGAAUAAUUAGGUAUAAAAACAUCAGCAUGUAGCUUGCUACAUGUAGUUUACUUUAGGCAAUUUUGAAAAUCCGGCUUGUAGUUAAUUGACAGAUCUGGGCUGAAAAAGGGAUACAGCAAGAAACAUCUGUAACCAAACACAGGAAUUAAAUGUUUGGAGGAACAAAGGGGCACAUUUUGCAGGACUGUCUCCAACUUGAGGCGGUUCUGGAUAGAGUGCUGCCAUAAUGGACUUACUUUGUGCGGUGGGGCAGCAGCAUUUGAAACCCUGCCAGACGGCUCUUAUGUUACCUCCUCCUUAAUUUCUCCCAGUGCCCUCAGGAAGCACCAUUUGUGGCAUUGUGAGCAAAUUUAAAUGUAGACUAGGUCCAGCUAACUAGCGCUGCUGGAGCUCUGACUUCAGGCAUCAGUGGUGGGCCCCACUGAGCUCCAGUCCUGCUAUUAUAGAUGGUUUUAAACCUGGUGUCAGGUCUGGAGUCAGAUGCAGGUCAGCAUGAAGAAGCAGUCUCAGUUGUCAGUGAAGUUAACUCUUUAUUCAAGGAAAAGGCAUACAACUGAACAACACUUACCAUCAGGUCUUGCCCCUAUAGAGCAGUUGCCAGGAUUGAAGUUCCCUGCCUCCCUCGCCCUUCUAAGGUUCCACUCCCCCAGAUGUUUCCCAAGCAGUCUCAAGCUGCAUCUGCACUGUUCUGGCCUCUGUUCCUCUCUCCUUGUUAUUCAGCACAUUCUUGGAGACGGGGUGGGUGGGGAGAGCUGGUCACAGCAGGAGAGGAAGACUCCCUGGAUUCUUCUGUAGUCUCUUGACCCUGCUCCUAUGUUUCAGCCUCGCAGUCUGAACAGCUCCUUGUCACAUGUUCUUCCUGCUCACUAUACCCUGUUGACCCUUCAGCAUUCAGUACUUCCUUCCAUUCUUCUCCCUCUGACAGGUCAGAGGGUCCCAUCACCAACCCCCUGGCUCUGAGCCUUUCUUCUCCGGGGUUUCUCUUGGGGGGGGGGGUUUCCCGGCUGGUUUUCACCACCACUCCUCUUCGUCCAGCCAGUCUCUGACACCUGGGCUGGAGAACCUUUUUCAGACUAAGGGCAUUACUCAUUCAUGGGGAAACAUUCUGGAGACCAUAUGCCAGCGGUGGUCUGGGUCAAAGGCAAAUGUGGGCAAAGCAAUGGGUGUGACUUACAUUUGUACAGUAGGAUACAUUCCACCAAUGCAAAAGUCAGGUGUUUCUGCUCCCCACAUCUCUUCAUCCCCCAUAUAUCCCUUCAGCAGCACAACCCCCCCCCCCAGCAAGCAAGAGGCAUUAUCCUACUUCAAGAACACGUUGAAGGAUUGUACAACGCAGAGUGGUGGUAAUGUGGCCUUUGGCGAAGGCAUGACCUGCAGAGAGUCUUGAGGGCCAACUUGAGAGGCUUGGAAGGUCAAGUUUGGCUUCCUGGCCUGAGGUUUUCCACUCCUGUUUCAAAUAAUUGAAAAUGAUUUAAACAUUCUGUUAAAGAGAAUAACAGCCAACAAUUCUGCAUAGACUUGGGAAAAAUUCUUCAAUAGAUGAGAAAUGAUACUGUAAAAGUUCUAGGAAGCAGUGAAAACUGGCUAUUACUUCUAAAAAGAUGGGGCAAGGCCCCAAUGGAUCUUUUUUUGGUUUGGUAACAGGUUAUUUUAUUACAGAGAUGAGAGGCAACCUUUCAGAGAUCGAAGUCUUUACACCGCGGACAGUGAAGAUGAGGAUGAGAGAGCAGAGUCAGAGAAGGAAAUAACAGUUAAGGCAGAAGAACAGAUCUCCCAGGAAGCAGAUGGCAGUGUAGAUGCUCAGAAACCACUGAACAGUAAGUAUGUUUUCCUUGAACUAGAAAUCCAGGGCUAUUGUAUCUGUACUGUUCUUCAUUGUUGCUUUGUAGUGCUGAUCAAUGUGGCAUCAUUCAUCAGGGUAGUUAAGCUUCAACUGACAAUCGCUGCAUUUAGACAUAAUGAUAAAUCAUGUCUUAGCACUAUGUGAUUGAGCCUUCCUCUGCUCAGACUUGUGUGCUGUCCCCAUUUUCUCCUUUUCCUGCAUGACUGGAAGGAGGAUUAUGGAAAAUCAAUUACUUUUGAUUUUAGUUAGACCAGACCUUCCUCUUUCUUCUGAACCAGAGUUCAUGGCUAACACUAACUAUACUUAGUUUAAACAAGCCAGCUUCAAAAACCAUGAGUUGAAGCUGACUUGUUUUUGAAACUGACCUUAGUCUUGAAGUCCAUUCCCUGGUUCAGAUUGAAGCAGGGCUUUGGCUGGUUAAAACCCCAAAUAAAAAAAAUGGAAUCCUCAUCUUGGCCACAUGGGAGGAACACACAAGCUCAGGAGAAGGCCAAGCUCUUUUAUACAGCACUAUGUCAUGGUUUAGUGUCACUUCCAGAUGCAGCCAAUAUUUUAAAAAAGGCUAAAGGUGGGUUAUGAGUGUUUGUUAAAUUCAGAUAUGGCUGUGUUCAUAGACGUAGGUCAAUGUAUUUGGUUAAUUGGGAAAUACAUAGCUAGGAAUAUCUAUAACUCAUGAGCUGGAUCUGUUGGGGACCUUAGUAUAAUGAGUUUAAGCAGUAUGUUAUCCCCAUAUAAAUAAAUUAUUGUGACUGUCUAUGAUCACAGGGAAAAAGUCCAAUUUGAUCAAAGUAGAAUUUCUAUUGAGAAUUCCCUAUAUAUGGAAUAUAUAGUAUUUUCUCCCAAUUACAGUGGCUUUCUGAGGCCAGAAAUUAAAUUCCUAAGAACUGGGAAGUAACAAAUUACUUAUUAAUUACAAACUUUCAUUCCUAUACUGCUUAACAGUGGGCAUUAAAUUUUGGAGUGUGGAUAUGUGUACUAAGAGUUUCAUUGUCUUCAAAGCAAUGUACAGUCACAGGAUGAAAGGCUCAGUUGGUAGCAGGAACUAUAGGGAAGUAUGUCCAAAUAAUAUAUGGCAAAUCUAAAAUCCCUCUCUUUUUCUCCUCCAGUGUUCUUUGAAAGUGUGAAAUCAGAACUCAGGAAUGGAAACUCAGAAUACUCUGAUAUUUCUGAUUCAGAAGAAUCUGAGCCUGAUUGCACUAACCAGGUAAAAUACAAGAGCGUCACAGGUGGUAUUAAACAUUAGAAUUCAAAGGACAUCUAGCUCUGAAUAGUAUUAAUGACAAAAAUGGGCAAGAACAGUUUGUGCCUGGGGGGCGGAGUUAGAUGAAAGGUCAGCUAGUAUAGAUAUAAACUGUUUUUUAGGCUGACCCUGUCACAAAUCCAUUUUCUUUUUAAAUUUUAUAGAUCUGCAUCUAAAGUACACCAAGCAUACAUUUAUGUAACAUUUUAUUGCCUAAGACAUGGCUUCCAAAUAGAAUCCCAUCCCAUCCUCAUAACCCAACAUCUCCUCUAGGAAUAUAUAUUUAGUCAUCCUAACCUUAAGAAUUAAACCACAGAGCCUAGGGCUUGCCGAUCAGAAGGUCGGCGGUUCAAAUCCCCAUGACGGGGUGAGCUCCCAUUGUUUGGUCCCAGCUCCUGCCCACCUAGCAGUUUAAAACCACAUCAAAGUGCAAGUAGAUAAAUAGGAACCGCUCCGGCGGGAAGGUAAAUGGCGUUUCUGUGCGCUGCUCUGGUUUCACCAGAAGCGGCUUAGUCAUGCUGGCCGCAUGACUCGGAAGCUGUCAUGACAAACGCUGGCUCCCUCGGCCUAUAGAGCAAGAUGGGCACGCAACCCCAGAGUCGUCUGCGACUGGACCUAACUGUCAGGGGUACCUUUACCUUUAACCUUAAGAAUUAACUAAGAUUAAAAUAUGAAGUAGAAAUUAGUUUUCAAGUUAAUGGUAUUCAUUGUGUUGAAAGUUUUGUUUUCCUCCCACCAGCAAAAAGAUUUCUCUCUUGAGGAGUCAGAAAGCUCAGGUGAUGAGAAACAGGAAGUAACUUCAAAUUUUAGAGAGGAAUCUAAAAUAACAAAUGACCUCUUUCAAACCACGCAGAAGCCAUCUAGACAUCUAGAAAUGACAAUUAAAAGGUGAGUAAAAAAAGGGCGGUGGUGGUGAACAAUUACAAAAUUAAUGGAGGUGCUUGAAGCAAAUUAUAUUCAUUGCUUUCUGUUAAAUAGGAAAAUGAAACAUUUUAGUCCUGUGAUACAGCUUUCUUCUUUCCUCUUAUUUUUUAGGGAAUGUCCUACCUCGACCAGUACGGAGGAAGAAGCUAUUCAGGGCAUGCUUUCUAUGGCAGGAUUGCACUAUACCACUUGUUUACCAAGUCAUAUGCAGAGCACAGACUGCACUGAUAGAAGAAGCUCUCUUCAGGAACACAGAAGCUAUCCCAAAAGUAGGCAUAAAGACAAGCUGUCUUCCCAGAGUCACAAAGCAGAAUAUGGUAUGUUCUCUUGUAGAUGUAUAUUAUGCCAAAACUAAAAGAUGCCUAAGCUAUAGAUUGUAAAAGUAGGCUGCAUGGCUGGAUUAGCUUGAAAGUUGCAGUCCCCUUCAGGGAAUCAAGAUCAAUGGAAUAUCUAUAGUGGGUUUUUUUGGUCAGAUUUAGAUUUUCUAGCUUUCUAAGACAGCAGAUGGCAUCUGACUUCAGCUACUAGUGCACAUGCCAGGCUAAAAAGGUCUGUGUAGUUGGGCAGACAGUUUCUAGUAAAAGCAAGUGACUAGACUGCUGGAAACAUGCAAGGCCUACAUUUCUCCAUUACAACUUGAAGCUGGAAGGCAUGUGCUUCAAAUGCCCUUGUUUCUCUUUCUGAUAUUAAGUGCUUAAGAUACUAACACAAGAAAUCUGUUGUGGUUGAAUUGAUUAAUUUAUAAUUGGGGGCAUUGUGCAGAGAUUUCAGCAGGUAACUGACAGAUGCAGUGACUCAUGCAUUCUUGCAUUAACAGAUGGAUUUAUUUUUCCAGCUAGAGAGGUAAUAAAACUCUAAGCAUUCGUAUUCUCAAAUUACUCGAUAUGAGAUUAGGAGUGUAAAAAACUAAAAACUAAAAACCUUACAGGGGCUGCUUAUGGGAUUAAAGACACCUGUGUGUUAACUGUUUACUAAUUCUACCACAGUAGGGUUCUUUAACGUCAUAAAUACAACAAUUUAUAUAGAUUUUAAUGAUUGUGAAUGAAAUUUCAUUGGAAGUAUAAAAUCCAAUUUAAUACGAUGUUCAUUUAAAGUUGAUAGAAAAUACAGGAAAAUAUCACUAAUCCAAGUAGUAGUAGUAGUAGUAGCAGCAGCAGCAGCAACAGCAGCAGUAGGGUUUUUUACAUUGAAUUUUCCGAGACCAUUACUUAGGCUUAAAAUGAUUUUUUUUUAAAUAUAAAAUUGAGACAAUGGCCACAUUCAGAUGUAAUGCUAAGCCACGAGGUCUCCCGCAUAUUUCACUUCUGUUUUAGUCAAGCAGAGGAACAAACCAUGGAAUGGCUUACUUUGUGUCAUGCCAGAACUGGUGCUUGCAGUUUGUUUCUCUCCAAGUCUUGUUCUUUGCUUCCUGAUUGGAUUUGUUUGGGAGAAACCAAGAGGCAUGGUGGUUCACACAUGAUGUUAAUCUGGGUUGUUCCUCUGCUUAAAUAAGGGAAGAGCGUUCAGUCUAUGUACAAAAGUGCACAGCUUAUACACAGGAUAACUUGCUUAAUCCAUAAGUCAUAGCUUAGUACUGUGUCUAAACACAGCCAUUACCAAAAUGUAGCAAAAUCAAAAUGUAACAGCAGAAUAAUGAGGGGGUGGGGAAGCAUAAAAAUAUGAUUUCAGUAGUAGCUUCUUAAUUUGCUGAUUCUGGUUUUCUUAAAUUAAUUUUACUUAAUAAAUGAUAGCCUUUUGUCGGAGGUAAGAAAAUCAAAGUGUGGUUUGUUUUAUAUAUAAAAGAAUCAACAGUGAUGUGAAUUUCCUUUAUAGAAGUUGGUCAGAAUUGCCAGUACUUUGCCCCAGUAACUUGUUUCACCAGUUUAGGGAGAUAGCAAGAUGUUUGCUUUUAGCAAAACCCAGAAAGCGUAGUAACUUGACAGCUGUGACAGCAGAUGUUGUCUCAACUAUAAUCUGUUUGAUGCUUUUCCACCCAUCUCUAUAUCUAUGGUUACGAAGAGAUGCAGAUGGCAAAGGCAAACAGUUUUGAUCCAAAAUGCUUCAGUUUUUCUGGUUUUGUAUUGGGGAAGAUCUAAUGCUGUCUGAAGUAUGAAAGGCGUGUACAAGUGGCACAAAUGCUACAAGGAUCUGAUAAGUGUGAUAUGUUGGUGAUCUAUCACUGUGAGCCAUUACAGUCACCACUGCAGAUUGGAGCUAAUCUAGUUUCCAUUGUAGAUUUAUCUACCAGUAGAUUUUAAUAUCUUUUGUGUACAAGCUAGACCGUCCUAUAACAUUUUGGGCUGUGGGGUUCCGUGUUAGCAUUCUCUUGCCCAAAGAAAACUGCAGACCUAUGACUAGGCAAUAAGCUAUUGCAUUAUUCUAGUAGGAAAUUUGCCUCAGUGUAAAAUUUGUUUUGUUGAACUUCUCUUGGGUUACGCUGGUAGUACACUAGGUGGAAUCUGUAGGGGGGAAUGAAUAACAUAUAAAAUAUACUAAGAGCUUCAAAUUUCUGUUCAGGUAAGCACAUAAAAGAAGAAAAAGAUGUGGGAGCUUCAACAUUUGCUUCACAAUUACAUGCAGUUUCUAAAGUAAAUCCUCAGGUAAGAUUAUAUUAUGUGUCUUAAUAAAGCAGCUUGCUGUGUACUGUACACAUUAAAUCAGGAGUGGGAACUGGAUUUGGCCAAUUUGCUCUUGGCAGACUGCUUUUGACACGUGGGUGGGGAUGCUGUGCCAAUCAUUGGGCAUCCUAUACCAUUAUGUGAUUCAACUUCAAAGGAAGAAUUAAAAUUUAAGGCCAAUUGCAAGCCCGCUUUCUGCAGGGGUCAGCUCCACCCAAGAACUCCGAUUGAAAGCUGCUGAAUGCAGCUGAUCCCAGUAGCGCUUGCUUUUGACACCAAAUUUAGAAGGUGCCGAAUGCAAACUCUUACUUGCAGAGGAACAAUUGGGAGCAUGCUUUAAGGCUUCCCAUCGUUCCUUUGCAGCCUGCCCCACACCUGACUUCAUAUAACAUCCAGUUUGGGGCAGGUGGCUGUGGCUGGGGGAAACAGCCUUGUGGGCCUAGUUUGGGUCACAGGUUGGGGGUUCCCCAAGCUCACACUAAAUAUUCAGAGGGGUUCCAGAUUACAGAAUAUAACUUUAAUUAAUUUCCCCUUGCACGUAAGUGCCUCUGCUCUAACAUGAAUGUACUCUUUAGUGAAGGAUGCUGUAUAACUUGGACACUUAAGUAUUUUUUGCAUGUUUUUACAAAUAAGUGAUAAUGUAAGUAAGCAAGUAAGUAAGUAAGUAAGUAAUUUUUUAUUUAUAUCCCGCCCUCCCUGGCCAAGACCGGGCUCAGGGCAGCUAAUAACAAAUUUCAAAUACAUUAAAACACAAUCAAACAAUUAAUUAUAAAUUAGAAUCAGGAUAAAAUUAAAUUACUGCCCACAAAUUACAACCAUGGGGUCGGGAACCUCAAGUAUUCAUCAGGGCCGUGCGGAAUGUUGGUCCCACAUGAGCCGAUAAAAGGGCCAAAGAGGUAACUUACAGGGUCCCGGGGGGGGGGGUCAAACUGGGCCCGGACCAAAGGCCAGGCAGAACAGCUCCGUCUUGCAAGCCCUGCAGAAGGAUGUCAAGUCCCACAGGGUCCUGGUCUCCUGUGAUAGAACGUUCCACCAGGCUGGGGCCGAAGCCAAAAAGCCUUGGCCCUGGUUGAGGCCAGUUUCACCUCCUUGAGGCCUGGGACCUCCAAGAUAUUAUUAUUUGCAGACUGUAAGGUCCUCUGUGGGGCAUACGGCGGUCCCAUAACUACGGGGGUCCUAGGCCAUAUAGGGCUUUAAAGGUUAAAACCAGCACCUUAAACCUGACCCUGUACUCCACCGGGAGCCAGUGCAGCUGGUAUAGCACUGGAUGAAUGUGGUCCCACAGCAAGGACCCUGUAAGGAGCCUUGCAGCGGCAUUCUGCACCCGCUGCAGUUUCUGGGUCAGCUUCAAGGGCAGCCCCACGUAGAGUGAGUUACAAUAAUCAAGUCUGGAGGUGACCGUCGCAUGGAUCACUGUGGCUAGAUCAGGGCAAGAAAGAUAAGGGACCAGCUGCUUAACACGGUGAAGGUGGAAAAAUGCCGCCUUUGCUGUUGCUGCAACCUGCACCUCCAUAAAGAGGGAGGCGACUCCUGACAGAAGGUGCUGGCACAAAUUGAGCCCCCGCAAGAGAUGGGAGUUGGCCCCCCAGUCAUGUCGUCCCGACCCAGCCAGAGGACCUUGUGUCUUCGAAGGAUUUAACUUCAACUGGCUCCCAUGCAGGCACAGCUUCCAAGCAUCUGGUUAGUGUGUCUGGGGCCAAGUCAGGAUGGUCGUCCAUCAACAGAUGAAGCUGGGUGUCAUCAGCAUAUUGAUGACAACCCAGCCCCAAAUUCUGGGCAAGGGGGCACAUAAAAAUGUUAAAAAGCAUUGGGGAGAGGAUUGCGCACUGCGGCACUCCACACACCAAGGGGUGCCGUGACAACUCCUCCCCUAGUGCCACCCUCUGUCCCCGACCUGGAAGCAAAGAGCGCAGCCAUUGUAAGACUGUGCCCUGAAUCCCCACGUCGGCAAGGCGGUAGUCCAAAAAUUUGUGGUUGACCAUGUCGAAGGCUGCUGACAAAUCUAAAAGUGGGAUGGCAGGGGGAGAGAUGCCGAAGUGUGGCAUGCAAGGCUGCAAUGGUGUAGGUUACACAAAGAAAGGAAAAGUAGUCAAGUUCACCUAUGGGUGCAGUCUACCCACAUUUAAGUUCUUUGUUGUUUUCUGAACAUAGUGUUGAUGUUUUCAUAUGUUUGUAGGUGUCUCCCAUUCAUUCAGAAUGUAGUUAUUGGCUUCCUAGAGCAAACUGUUUAAAGUUACAAAAACUGUCUUUCCGGCGGCGUAUUCGUUGCGUUCCAGAAUCAAACUGUUUUUCUCCCUCCAUAGGAUACAAGUAAAGCUCAGAAAUACUUCAAGAAGGAAGGUGCUUCUGAGACCAGUUAUAAAAUUCCAGAAAACAGGAUCCAUUUACAAAACAAUGCUUUGAACUUCCCCCAUGGCAAGUGCAUCCAGGACUCGAGCUUGAUUGAAGGGGAGUGCAGGCUAAGUGAUGGCAGCCUCAGUCCUGACAGGCCAUAUGGUGAAACAUCGUUGUCUGUACCUCUUCAUCCAACUAAGCGGCCAGCAUCAAAUCCACCCCCUAUCAACAAUCAGGCAACAAAAGGUGGUGUAAUCAUCUGUGUUUAUUUCUUUUAGCCAGAAAUCACUGACAAUUGAUUUUUGCAAAACAAGGUGUAGUGCAUGGUUUAAACGAUGUGCCCAUUCAGAAAAUGGGUUCCUACCCAGUCUGCAGUGCCACACAAUCAGUCCUUUUUAGAUGUUGAAUUCCAUAAUAUUUCACAUGAGGGGUUAUGUUAUGCACAUUUCUUUUUUUUAGCCUUACACACACAGUUUUGUGUGGCACAAAAUACAUAAUAACAACAAUAAUGACAUCCCUUACAAGCCUGUAGUUCAGAACGCUCCGUAUACAUUGAAAUGCAUUAUAUAAAUAAGGACUGGUGGUGGUUAGUAUUGCAACCUCAAAUUUGUACAUUUGCCCUUCAGGUGGUUGGUAUCGCACAACUAUCUAAUUGGAGUAGUAGUCAGUAUACCGGAAGAAUCAGAACAGAGUAUAGCUAGUUCCUGACAAGCUUCUGUUGCUUCAUAUUCCUGUCUAGGAAAUCCCAUGUUGUGCCAACAUGGGGCUGAUUUUACUGAGCUAUGGAAGUACAAGUGUGAAUGGUGGUUAGCAGUACCAACUUUUUCUUUCUUUUUCAGGAAAGCGUCCAAAGAAAGGAAUGGCAACUGCCAAGCAGCGCCUAGGGAAGAUUCUAAAGCUGAACCGAAAUGGCCAUGCGCGCUUCUUUGUUUGAUGCAGUAGCUGCUACCACUGCUGCUGCUGUCCUUUUUAUGCACGGACCAGUACUGAGGGGGAACAGUGCCUGGAGCUUCUGUUUUAUUCCUCUGCUUGAAGCAGAAUGCAUGUACCUUAUUAGAACACUGCCUAAUGAACAAAAACUCAAUGCUGCAUUUUCACUGUGCCACACCUGCUCAGCAAUAACCAUUUGGGAAACAGGGGAAUAUUCAGAGAGACUAUGGACUUGGGAGAUGGUCUUUCUUCAGGGCUCAAUCAUUUUGUUGUUUCUGGUAGCGUCUGAGCUAAUUCACGAACAGAAGAGUGUGAUGAAGGUGGUUAUCAAUAAUUUAUUUGACAGAUUAUUUUUUUUUGCAACUAUUGAAUUCAUUUUAAAACUAUUUAUUUGGAAAACUCUUUUUGGGAAUUGUGAUUUUUAUUUUAGAUGUUGAGAAUGUGAAGGUUUUUGUUUGUCCUUAAUGUCUGUCUGUCUUCCGUCUGUCUUGUCUGUCUCCAGUGGAGAGCCACAUGAAUGAUUUACUCUGCAUUCAAACAAUUGAUAACAGGUAUAGUCUUAAACAUGGAUGUGAUGCAUUAAGUUAAGGCACAUGGAAUCACAUGUUAAUUUCCACUCCUUAUAUAAGCUCUUGACUGGCUUUUGUACUGACUUCUAAAGUACGUAUUCUUUGCCAGUUAACCUUUCCCUUCUUGCUCCUCCCUCUUCCUCCUCUCAUGUUUUGCCAUUUGUUCUGGAUGAUAAAUUGGCAUAACGUUACUAAGAGCUCUUUUCACACACGUGUGCUUCCUCCUCCUGCCUAUUUGUUUCCAUAUCAUGGAGAACGAUUCAUGCUAAGCAUGGGUAGCUGUAAACCAAGGGUAGCACUACAGCUAUUACUGAUUUAAGUGUAGACACUUAAGAUGCUUUUUUUCUUUUUUUGGAGGAAGGCUAUUGCGGCAGAGUAUUGCUCGUCUACACAUGCCAGCCAAUGAAAGGUCUUAAGUUUUUGUAUAUAUGUAAAUAUGUUUCAUAGCUUGCUAAAACUCAGAAUGACUAUUUUGCGUCAUGCUUUGCAAAUAUCCAGUAGUAAAUGCCAAUUCUGAAAUACAUGUAAAUAACCUAGAUGAUAAAUUUGUAUUUUUGUAAUAUAAAAUUGAAUAUUUAAGCUGUUUUUGGAGGAAAAGGGGAGGCACCUGUACUACUACUUUGGUAAGAGGGCUAUUCAGUACUAAAGUGGGAAUACUAGGGAUACCACUUUGGGUUUCUUCUUCUGUUGAUAAAGAGUUAAAGCAUGGCCAAAGCUGCUCAGUUGCUUGACUUCUUUUAACUUCAAUAAAAACUUCCAAGCCUUCAGGUUAUAUCAAAAAUAAAAUAUCUUAAAAGUCCCCAAAUAGGACUUUUCUGUGCUUAAACAAUUUUAUAUAUUCAGUAUUUGCUGCAUCUAUGUGUGUGUAUUGGUAUUAAACUAGACAUAAUGACCUUUGUCAUCUAUCAGAAUAGAUAUUAGUCAGACGUCCUUGGCUACUGCAGUUACUAAGACUUAGCCAAAAUUCUCAGUGGAGACAUUUCAAGGCUGCAGUCCUUGACAGAGUUCCUAACACUUCCCAUUUAACUGAAUAGGAAUUAACCGCAUAGCUACAUGCAGGAUGGUAGCCAAAAUAACCAAGGUAGCAAUCUUAACUUGGAAAUAAGCCCCAUUGUAAUCAUUGGGACUGACCUCUGAGUAAAUAUGGUUAGUUGUGGAGUGUAAAUGGAUAAAAAUAGGAUAAUGGGAUUGUGGUGUGUCCUAGAUUUUGAAAGUUACCACACAUUUGUUCUUCACUCUUCUUUCUACUUCGAAUUACAGUUUCCCCCCCAGCACUUGUGUGUCCACAUUAUGUAACUAAAACCAAACUGGAUAAGCUGCAUGUUGUCAGCAUUAUAAACAGAGCCAGUUACAGAAAGAGAAUUUAAUACUAGCUUUUGGAAACACGGAAAUUUACUGGUUAAUCUGAAAUUGCACACUUUUCAGUAUUGGUAAGAGAAAAUGUUUUUCCCCCAGCAGUCCAUAUAUCUUUUAACUGAGCUACAGAUCAUUUAAGUUCUCAAUUCCCUCUUAAAGUAAAAUUACUUGUCCUUUUGGUUUAGACGGAAAAAGCAAUUCUAAAGUGAAUUUCAAAGCAUUUGCAUUUCUUCAGUUCUUACUUUAAAAUAUUCCAGUGAAUCCAUAGUAGCUAGCAGAUCUUAUAACUGAUCUCCUUUCUCUAAACAUAUCUUGAUUACUAAAAUAUAGCUAUGGCCUUAUUGGGUGAUGGUGGUGGUAGAAGAGAAGAGGGUUUUUUAAUGGCUGUUUCCAGUUACUUUUCUCAUUCCUCCACCUCCGCCACCCCCACCACUCACUUCCAUUGUCAUGAGCAUGCAAACAUAUUUUCGUAGACUAAGAGAAAUACUUUGUAGUUUCUUCUGACCUUUUGUCUUUCAAAUACAAAUUGAGGGAAAUAUCCCCUAUUACCACUUUAGUAAGACUUUUACCAAAAUGAAGCUUUGGAUUAGGCAUUAAGAUUAAUUUUGAGGAAGGUAGAGUACAUCAAUUGUGUGCACCAAAAUAAAUUGCUCUGAAGCAAUAAUUAUUUUGGUGGCUUGAUCGAGACAAGUCUUGUUUGUGUGUUAAUAACUUGCUUGAUAGAAACCCUUGCUGCACCAGACUUUUAUGUGUAAUAGAUUGUCUGAAUUGGGUGCUAUAGUCCUGACUUCAUCAUUUCACUUCCUUGAGGGACAGGAAACAAUGCUAAAGCCAUAUCUGGCAGAAGGUUAGUGAACCUUAUUUUCAAAGAGAAGAUAUUUUUAAAAAACUGAAACAAGAGCUUCAGCUGUAGGAUGGAAUUACAAUAGACCUAUUCUCUUCUUGGAGUCGUAAGGUGAUAGGAAUAUGUGAAAUGAAAUGUUUGGGCUUUGCCCAAACAAGAGAGAGAGAGAAUCGAAAAGGGCAUUGGUAUACUGGUGUUUAGUGACAUCCCCAGCCACAUUUCACUUUAUCCAAUACUUACUGAUAAAGCCAGCCUACAAACUAGCCUCAGUUGACUUCUGUGGUAAGAUUUACCUAUGCAAACAGUAACAAUGACAUACAAUCAUUUUCCAAACCAUCUCAGAGGGGUAGAACAAGAAGAGCUGCCUUUCUGGCCACAAUCUGAAAUGCUUACAUAAUGUUCUUCAGCCGUACAAUGUCAUGGUCAGAUCAAAUAAACUUUACUUCGCCUAAGCUUUUAACAUGCCGUAGACUGCCUUCAUUUGCCAGGAUGUGUAGUCAUUAAAGAAACAAAACUUUGUAGGAUUUGAGUCAUGACUUGACACUUUUGCUUACUCUGUAACUGGUAGCUUGGAAGAAACCCAAUGAGACCCAAUGCUAUAAAUGACCAGAGAAUCCCCUGCAUAAUGCCUCUCCUUGCCCACAAUUUCUGUGCCACCAAAAAUCUCAAGUCAUCUUUUUGUGAGGAGAAGAAGAAGAAGAAGAAGAAGAAGAACUUGCAUUAUUCAUACUUCCAGACCAUUAAAAACUGUUCAUGGCCUUGGGCCUAAGUGAAUCCAGGGCAACUUUAUUUUGUGUAGUAAAUAUGAACUGAAUUUAAGGGCCUUACCGUUUUGUAGUUUAAACUGGGUUCAGAGCUGCAACAUCUGUUUUUUUUCCAAAAAGGCAAAGAUCUGUCUACAAAACGAAAGAAUCAUGCAACACUGGGUGAGAAUGAGACGAGCACUGAUUAGGAAACGUAGCUGCCGCUGAAGCUGCGUUUCUAACUAGAAAAGGACUUUGAAUAUAAAUUUUAAGCCAUAAUAGUUUCUUGCUGUGGGAAGGGAAUGAAAAAUCACUUUAAGAGAUUAUAUUAAUAUGAAUUAUCACAGUUUUAACUUUGCCUGUGCUUUGGCAUUUUUAAAAUAUUCAUUGCAUUUGAAAAAAAAGGGGUUAGGUCUUGGCUAUAUUUACUAGUUUUGUAGUAGUGUUUUUGCUGAUGUGACUCCCCCCCCACACCCUUUUUCUACUGUCAGUCUGAUUUCUAACUUUUUUGAAUGUUUGUGAAAUAGCUGUCUUUCUGCAUAGGGGGUUGUGUGUCCUCUGCUCCUUUUUACAGAAACACACUACUGUGUCGAGUGUUUUGGCUGGGAAAUGGGAUGCUGCAGCUUUAAGAGCAUUUUUUUGAUUUAUAACAGUGUUUCCCAUCCCAUUUUUGCCUGCAGGCAGGGAAAGUAUGUACAGUAUUUAUUUUGUUUCAAUUUUACUUUAAUAUUUGUAAGUUUAUAUAAGUAGCUUAUUGAUUUCUUGUUUGGAAGGACAAGUGGCUUGUUUAAAUUUGUAUUUGACCAUAGUUUCCACUUCCUGUACUUCAAAAAUACUGAAAUUAAAAUCUGUAUUGCUUAUGUUUUUG
Podarcis lilfordi (Lilford's wall lizard) is the source of this 50660-nucleotide messenger RNA. Lineage: Eukaryota; Metazoa; Chordata; Lepidosauria; Squamata; Lacertidae. The record is from the annotation of a GenBank genome assembly.